AAGAAAAGGGAGCCGGGGGUGAUGGAGCAGCGGCGUUCGGAACGGGGGUGAGGGAAGAGGAGUGGAGGGGGGGGGGGACGGCGAGCGGCGCGCCUGCGCAGUCCGCGCCCUCGCCUGCCUGCCUGCCUGCCUGCCUUCGCGGAGCAGCCAAACCCCCACCUCCCCUUGCGCGCGCGCGUGUAUAUGUGUGUGUGUGGGGCGCAGGCAGCGGCUCCCUUCUCUGCCGCCGGACCCACAGCGUGCCCCCUCCCACAUCCCCUCCCCUUUCCUUUCCCUUUUUUUAUAAUUUAAACCUCAGGAGAUUUCCUGCGCUUCUCUCUCUCUCUUUAUUUUUGGGAGUCCCCCCCCUUUCUUCCUCUCUGAGAGGGCUGUUUCCUCCCCCCCCCAAACCCCCACAAUGGCUCAGAUACUCCCCAUAAGAUUCCAGGAGCACUUUCAGGUGAGCAACUAUUGGGGGGUGGGGUGAGGGGAAAGGGAUUCCCCCCAUCUUCCUCCCCCCCUCCCCACUCAUUUCAGCCUUGAGGGGAUGGGGAAUGGAGGGGAAAGGGUGGGUGGGUGGCUUGCGGCCUAGUGUGGCGGUGGGCUUCCCCCCCACCUGGGGGAGGGGUUUGAAUGGGGUUGAGGGGCGGGAAGACUCCUUGGGAAAGGGCGAGGGGUUCCCUUCUAGGGGGGUGGGAUGGGGUGGGGAAGAGGGCCAGAGAGGAUGAAUUGUGGGGCAGGCAGGCAUCUCUCGGGUGGUGGGGUUGGGGUGGGGGGGCUCUCCUCUUUCGUUUUUAUAAGCCUUUAUUGUUUGAUAACCUUUUAUUGUUUCCUUUUUAUAACCCUGUAUUCAUUCCUCCUUCAGGCAGGAUGGCGCAAAGCCUUCCCUGGCUUUUAAUUUGUCGCUUGGGGAAUGGUGGUGGGGAACAUAUAUUUAUAGAUUGAUAGAUAGAUAGAUAGAAGACAGACAGACGCAUAUAUACACGCACAUGCAUAUUGUAAAAUCAGAGUCGUGCUCUUCAUUUCAAUUAUUUUGCCCUUAUUGCACCUGAUUCUGGCUUGGUGAUGUUUCCUAGUUUUUGAUGGCAGCCUUUUGCGGGUAUUUGUGCAGAGUCACUGGCUGCCUGAAUGACUGACUCCCCUCCUCCUCCCCCUCUCUCUUUUUUUGGUGUGUAUGGAGAGGGAGGCUCCGAGUUGCUUGUCUGCAUUACUACACCAUAAGGAAUAUUUGUGGGGAAGGGAGUGCAGAGAAGGACAUCUUCACAUUAGAGCAUGGAAAACGGGCCGCACCUGCGUCCCUGCAUUUCUGGUUUUUUUUCCGGCCGAUCCAUCGGUUGUGGGGUGGUGGCCGCGGCUUGUGUUUGGGAACCUCUGAGCCCUGCAAAUGGAUCUGCAAGAUGGGGAAGGAUUGAGCAAAUAGAUUGCAUCUUGUUCCCGAGAACGGCAGGGCUCUGGAAAUCUGUUCCCUUCUACAGUACUUCUGUCUCUUCUAGAAGCAUUCCUGAUGCCACUUUAAAAACAAGAACACAACGCUACUCACUUGGAGGAUGGGCUGCUUUAAGGAAAUUGAUCCCAGUCUCAAAUAGUGAGGCAAAGACUGCAGAUAGUUACGGGAAAGAACUGCUAUUUGGGGUGGGGAGAGGAGAGAGAGAUUGCUCUGAAUCAAGUGUAGGGGGAAGUGUUUGCUUAAGAAAAGGCAGUUUAUGGCAGGAAUUAAAGGAAUUCUCUCAAUGAAUGAGAGAACAGGAAGUGGACUUGGCAAAUGCUCCCUCCUUUACCCCUCCCUUCCCCUCUUAGGACAGAGGCAUCCAUUUCAAAAUGUGAACUGCCUGGUGACACCAUGCCUUUUGUCAGUGUUUAGUACUGGGUGCUGAAUUUUACAUUUCUCAUUUAGUGUUGUUUAAACAUCUUAGGUUUCCCCUAGUGAGUGGUAUGAGCUAAGUGCUUCAUAGUUCCCAGGCACACAAGAUGUAGUUGUAUUACGCACUUGGUCCUAUAGACGUUUCUCCAUAUAGCUGAGUAACAGCAACAAAAUACCGUAAAAAUGAAAUUGGGGUGUGGGAAGUAAGCUUAAUGACUAAGGGCUUAUUAGUCGGGUGCGUGUUGACUUGGAAGUAAGUUCCACUGUGUUCAGUGAGACAUAUGCCUAGGAUUGCAGACUUAAAAUUCUCCCAACAUUUGUACUCCACAUGAGUUAAGUCUCAGAUUUGGAUUCACAGGAAGUAUUAGUUGCACAUAAGUAUCACAUUUCUAUUCAGCUUGACUUUCCAGUAGAUUCCUUAACACUGCAAAUCACUUCGAUUCUAUGGCUAUCUUCAAACUUUCUUAAAAAAUUCUUCUGAUUUAGUUCAAUCACUGUUCUUCAGCUAAUUGCCUUCCAGAUUCCUUUUUCAGUUGAUUUCGCAUUCUGCAUAAUUUCUUCGGUUUCAUUAGCCGCUGGGCUUUCUGGUCCUUCAGCUUCUCAAUAUUUAUUUCAGUUAUGUCCCUCUGUUCCUCCAAAGAGUUCCAGAUGGUGUACAUAGCCCCUUCCCCCUCUCCAUUUUAUUAUCACAGCAAGCCUGUGAGGUGGUUAGACUGAAAGAUGGUGGCUGCCACAAGGUCACCCAGUGAAGUACAUGGCUGAGUAGGGAUUUAUAUUUUUGUACCCCCAGUCCUAAUCUGACUCAACCACUAAAUUGUACUAGCCAGGACCUGUGCAAUGUUUUAACUUAGCGGAACUUGCACAAGCCAUAACACCAGCUUGGUCAGUGAGUGAUGGAAACAUCACUGCCAUAAGUACAAUAAAGGAUAAGCUGAACUUCAGUUUUGAACAUGAGUGACUGCACUAAAUACUGAUAUGGUCACUGCUGUAACAAGACAGUGUUAACGCUGGCAUUCCAUAUAUAAAGGAAAAAGGUUCAGACUCGAAAUACUGGAUUUCUGUAUAUUAACCAGACACAAGCUGCAGGUAUAGUUUUAGAAGGGUCAGUACUGACAGAUUGGUGUGUAUGGUGUGGACAUCUCUCAGUAUCUUUCUUUGUGGGGUAAAUAACAUAAACACUUUUCUAAAUGGGUACUCUGGGUGUUCUGUUGUCCCACACAACUUCCUGGGAGACUUUCAGAUCGUCUACAAAGUUUUGGGAGGGGGGGAAGCAGACCAAUUUAUUAUCAUGUAGGCUUGGUAUUUAACCUUUUACUUGUGUUUCAACAGAAAAUGAGAUAACUCUUUUAAAAUUACAUUUUAAAACUGUAUUUUAACUGGAAGAUAAUAUAGUUACAAGCACUCUUAAAAUAGACUCCAGAAUCCCUCAAGCUGGUUGUUGUUUUGUUGGACAACUUGGUGCAAUAUGUAGAGUGAAUUAUAUCAAUCUGUGGGGCGUUUGCCUACCUUCUUGAGUUGUAAUUCCACAGAUCCUUAUUGCUUAGCCCAGGGAUGGGGAACAUGUGGCCCUCCAGAUCUUAUUGGACUAAAACUCCCAUCAUCCCUGACCACUGGCCAAGCUGGCUAGGGGCUGAUGGGAACUAUGAGUUCUGGAGGGUCACAGGCUGACCAUCUCUGGCUUAGAGAUGCCAUUGCCAAUCAUAAAAGGUGCUAUACAGUAUUUUCAUAUGUAAUCAUAAGCCAUUGCAAUACCCAAUACAUUUUACUGUAACAUGAAUUACAAAAAAAUCCCUACUCAUCUACUGUUUAACUCAACACUUCAAUAACAGAGUUGACAGUCCCCUACUAUCUGACAUUCUUCAUCUCUCUUCACUAUUGAAAUCUUGCUGGCGAUCAUAUGGGAUUUUGCCCAUUUAAUAAACAAAACAGCAGAUAGAAUGAUAGCCAAGUCAAAUAUGAUCUGGUUUGUCAGCAAAAAGGCCAGUAAGUCCUCUCCCAGUCGAGCCUCUUUCCCACACUCAGUGACUUUGCCUGUCCAGGGCAAUUAUAUAGACUGUACUGUUAAAGGGGUGUCACUUUGAACUGCCCUAAUGUAACCAAAUAGUUUGUCUUAUGCAAUCUUGCCAGGAAAAUUACUCUUGCACACUUUGGAUAGUUAAGUUUGGUUCUGUAUGGUAGAAGAGAACUCUUGAUACUCAGCUUUAGGUUGAAAGGAGAUAGUCUUUAUAUAUUAAUCUCUGCCAAUAACUCAUAAACCUAAAUCCAUGAUACACUGCCUUAUCAGGCCCAAAACUAUAUAUGUUUGUUUUCCUGGCUACCUUUGAUAUUCUGGCUGCUUUGUGGCUGCCCAUUUGUUUUGGAUAACAUAAUCCAGUAAUAGUCCUACUAUUUACUAAAGAUGCCAACUUCAAUAGAUUAGCUUUGUCCCUUAACAGAAAGGAUGACAUACCAUAUGGUACUCAGUUAUUGAUUUUGAAUGGAUCCAAUCUUCUUCAGAUCCAUAUUACCCCAAAGCUGUGCUCUGUUGAGCAGCUGACCCACAACUUUUGCCUGAAAAAACAUUUUUGAAGUGUAUGUGGAGUUCAUUGGGUUAGAAUUCUGCCCUGGAAGUAUUUGCAUUUUUGUUUCUAGAUCAUGGUGUAAGAGGGAAAUCAAAGUACAGGCAACUCCUCACUUGUGCACAAUCUAUUUGAGUGUGACUGCACACACGUGUGGGAACACAAGGCUCGCAAGGAGACCCUCCCCGGAGCCUGAAGAGGACAGAGAAGAGAGAGGGGCUUUGUUUUGGAUGCUCUGCCUACCUGCCUAACAGCUGAUGCGUGGGAAAGUGCCUGCUGCUGCUGCUGCACUACCCUGUAUGUCAGCUGCUAGGUGGGAAGGCUGAACAGCCUCAACAAAGCCCUGCUGUGCCUCUGGCUUGCGAGGAGACCAUCCCCAGAGCCCGAAGAGGGCCACCUUCAAGUUCCAAUUCAUUCAAAGGAUGUGGCAUAGUUCGGUUGUGUUGAUUUUUGGAGAGUCAUGGAGGAGCUAAAUCUCUUCAAAAAUGAAAUGGAAACGCGGAAGAAUAUCCUGUUCGUCUGAUUAAAAUAGUUUGUGAUGUUUAAUUAUUACUUUUGUGAAAGCCUGGCAUAAGUAACAACUGCAUGCCAGCAUCUACUAGCAUUCCUUGAAUUUCUGAUGUUUAGAUCAGGUAGCCUACCUGUGAGAUGAGUUGUCUAAGACAUCCCUGAGACAACAUGCAAGGUUAUGGUCUUAAGGCAAGAACCUUGGUGCAAAGCACUGAAAGCAUUUCAAGUCUCCCAGCAUCUUAUGACAAAAACGCCAUGAGCACACCUACACAUUCUUCUAGAUGAGUAGCUGGCAAAUCAGUAUCUGAAUAGAACCCCUCUCUGACAGAAUAAUUUCCUAAGGAGAAUGCAGUCGUGCUGAAAGUUCAAGGAGCAGCACUGAGGCUUCAAAACUGAUUUCAUCGAUUCUCUUCAUCAGUUCCAUCCAGUUGUGCAGGAACAAAUAGCUAGGAAAUAGUUUUGAUUUACCAGUUUUCUGGCAACAUUUUCUCACUAAUGGUUGUGUAGUAGCAAACCACUUACUUUGCAUGGGCUUUGUUAGUAGGUAACAGCCAGUGUCAGAAACUGAGAUAUGAAAGCUUGGAGCUAAAUGGCACUUUAAACAUAGGUUAUGGGUGCAACAAUAGAAUGUCUAGGCGUGCUUUUUUUAAUAUAACGAAAAUAAAAAGCUGAAAAUGAACUGCAGCUAAACUGUUCAUUUUUCACAUGGUCUAGUCCUUCCCCUGCCCAGCCCCUAAUAUUCUUAAGAGAGUCUCUUCUCCAGUCUACAGAGAGUAGCUGUAAGUGAGGAGGCAGAAAAAGGUCCUCCUUUUCUUCUACUCUGCAGUUUUAAUCUGAAAUCUUAGGCGCAGUACUGCACCAAGAGCUCAGAAACUGCUUGUGCUAAUGAAAUUCCCUGUUGCAAAACAACAACAACAAUUAAUAAUAAUAUUUAUUUAUUUAUUUAUUAUUUAUACCCUGCCCAUGUGGCUGGGUUUCCCCAGCCACCCUGGGUGGCUUCCAACAAAAGAUUAAAAUACAAUAGUCCUUCAGAUAUUAAAAGCUUCCCUAAACAGGGCUGCCUUCAGAUGCCUUCUAAAAGUCUGGUAGUUGUUUUUUCCUUUGACAUCUGGUGGGAGGGCAUUCCACAGGGCGGGCGUCACUACCGAGAAGGCCCUCUGCCUGGUUCCCUGUAACUUGGCUUCUCACAGUGAGGGAACCGCCAGAAGGCCCUGAGGUCCAGUGCCGGGCAAAAUGAUGAGGGUGGAGACCUAGAACAUUGCGCCUAGGAUGUGCCUAGAACAUUGGGAGUUUUGAACACUGGUAACAGCUAAGCCAUUAACCAUGGUUUACUGAACUAUCCUGUGAAUACAGCCUAGGUGGCCCUGCUUUGCUCCGACCUUACUCGAAUGGGGAAGAAAACGACAAAUGGCUGGCUUAGCAUUACAUCUGAACCCAUGCUUGUGGUUUGUUUUGCCCAGGCAAGCCACAUUUGGGAAGUGACCAAGAAACCAUUGCUUCCUGCUUGUGGUUUGUUUAGGCAUAACAAAUCAGGGUUUUAACUUAGUGCUUAUGGUAUGUAUCCCCACUCAAGACGAGAAGUGUGAAGCAGCAGUACUCAGGCUGCAUGCACAUGAUAGUUCAGUUAAUUCUUUGAAGCUGCACAUGGAGACAGCCAGUGUGACCCCAAAGUACAUGUUUACUUGCAUUCCUAUAUUGGAGUAUUUGCUGCCUGCCUAUCAUAAUUGCACAUGAUUCCCACUGGAAAUUGGGUACGUGAAUAAUAUAGGCAGGGAUAAAAUCUGCUUGUAUAGAAUCUUUUCUUCUGUAUUGGGGUGGGGGGUAUUCCUUUUCCUACAUAUGAACAUUAAAUGCAAUUUUAAAAAAGCAGCCAACACCUUGACUAAAGAAGCCCCUUGUGUACUUCUGUAAAUGCAGUGUGGCCUCUUCUCCCCCACCCUCAGUCCCCCCAGUUGUAUAUCUCCUGCUGUAUUUGGAGAGCUCACCUUGCUGCAGUGUAUCUAAAACAUAAUCUCAAGGAGACUUUGAUUCUGUGUUCUUCCUUCCCUAAGCUUCACUCAGGCUUCUUCACAUUUACUCAGAAAAUAAAAGUGCAGUGCUUCUCCUGAAGAUGCUCACGCCUUCACUUCGAAGGCUCUGCAAGAGUACAGAGUUGGUUGUGAAGACCACUUCUCUGCUACACAAUAGUAAAAGGGAUGGUCUUAAUUUAGCCUUCAAGACAGUUUGGCCUUCAAGUCUUGGUGUGUAGGGGAGAAUUCCAUCCUGAUCUGCUAACCAUGGCUAAAAUGUGCUUGCAAAGUAUGGUUUGGGCUACCUCUGAUUUUGCGUUACAUGUGCUGGAGUUCUUGCUAAUUGUUGAAUAAUCAGAAACUGAAGAGGGAGGUGUGGGAGAUGACUAGAUAUGUCUGGCUGGGGUUGCAGGCAUAGAGGCUUGAAGAAUAGUUGUUCAUUCCAUCCCCCAGCACAAUGACUGAUCAGACUUGGCUUUGUCUUUGAAUAAACUUGAAGCCUUGCAAGCCCUUCAGAGGGAAUGACCUUUGUUUGGGGGCAGCUUGACAGGCCCUUUUGAGAGUUAAGUUGUUCUACCACUACCACCCCAGGCAAUUGCAGGGGAAAGGCUGUUCAGCCUGUAAUAACUAGAGAUGCUCUAAAAGGUUGGGUAAUUUCUUCACUGGGAUCAGGCAUUAUGUCACAGAAUAGUGGCAAGCUUUUCACCUCUCCACAACUCUUCAUCAUGCAAGGUGUUACACAAAAUAGGAGUGGAGAAAAUAAAGAAGCUGUAGUAGAAAAAAUGAAGCUGGAUGUUGCCGCUUUAAGACGCAGUUUUUAGAAGCUCUGUACAUUUUUCAGUUACUUCAGUUGUGGAACACUACAUCGCUGUGGAAUACCUUGGGCAAAAAGGUUCAUGACUGAAUUGGAAAAAGAAAAGUGUGUAUAAUGGAGAAGUGUCCAAAUAUUUACAGGUCUGUGAAAAGAAUAACUAUUGCAGUAAUUGCUCUCUUUGCAGUUUCCCCUGGGGAUUACUUGGCCUUUUAUCUAUCUUUGUCAGCUAGUAGAAUAUUGGUAGAGUUUCAGAGCUGGUCUGACUACAGAAAAACUUCAUUUAAUAGGAACACCGAAGGGCGGAUAUAAAGUGACCUGCCUAGAACAUUGAGCCAGAUUAAAGGCCCCCUUAGGGCCUUCAGAUUUCCACCUUUCUGAAAAUAGCUUAUAUAGAUACCUUCCCAUGCUUCUGCCAUUGCUACUGAAGAAUCUAAGACUCUUCAUGUUUGUGAAUAUGGAACACAGACCCUGCAGGAUCUGAUUGUUUCUGCAUGGAAAUUGUCAUCUCUAGUCAGCCCAGUUAGGGCUAUACUGUACAAGAUUGAAUGAUCUCUGCAGGACUAUAUGAGAUUGAAUAAUCUCUGCAGAUUUAAAGAUGGUACAGCAAGUAUACUGAUGUGUUUGUGGGCAGGACUUGAAAAUGUCGUGAAAGCUGUACCAGAUAAACCAGAAGGUACUGUUUUGAUAGCAGCCCUUAUUUCAUACAAAGGUGUGAUCAAACUUUUAGUUAUGGAAUUACUUCUCUUUUGGGUGGGGGUGUGUGUAGGUGGUAUGCAGAAGGAAACACACUUUAAAUUAUAGAAGGGGUAAUACAACAUUUCUAUUAGCUGCUAUUUUUAUGCCUAUUACAAACCGUUUCCAGUCAUGUCUCAUGAGAACAGCAUGUAAGUGCAGUAAAAACUGCCUGUUGAUGUAAGAAUGGAACGUUGCCGUAACUGGAUGGCAAAUAAAUAUGGCAAGGGGUAACCUCUUCUUGCUUAUUUGGUGUUCCAUGAUAAAACUUGGAAAUAUGUUUGUCUCUCUCAGUAAACAGUUUGCUUAUGUGCUGUAUAUACACUGUGCUCAAAGCUGCUGACAGAAAGCAGACAAAUACAAUGAGCACAAUAUUUUAGAUACUAUUUUUAGGCCACCUUUCAUUCCAUAGAACCAUGGGCAUUGUAUACAAGAUAUAAAAACAGUGCAACAUUAAAACAUGAACAUUGCAAACAGGACACUAAAUUCAGCAGCAGUCAUAAAAGUGAAGCUUUAGAUGUAACUCAGAUGCCUGGGUAAAAACAGAAAUGCGUCUUUAACUAAUGCUGGAGAAUUGGCAAAGAGGGAGGCAGCCGCAUUUCAAACAGUAGGUAGUUUCGCAAGCAGGUGCCACCACAGAGAAGGCCUUCUCCUGUGUCACUACACAAUGGACUUCACCCUGAGAAGAGACAACUCAUCAGAUAUCAAUGCUUAAGUUAGCAGAUAUGGGAAGAGACAUUCCUUCAUGUAUUUGGGUCCCAAGUCUUGUCAGGAUUCAGCUUCAGCUCACUGGCUCUCAUCUAGCACUUGUACAGCUUCUCCUGAUAUUAAGAUCAUGCUGGGUGUUGGCAACAUAUUGAUGAACUUAUACUUCAAAUCCCUGAAUGACUUCACCUGGUAGCUUUGUACAGAUACUAAACAGCAUGGGAGACAAGAGGUAACACUCUGGAUUCCAUAGCAUAAACACCAUGGAGUUGAGCAGCAGUUUCACAAUGCUACUCUCUGGUUGCAGUCCUACAGAGAGGGUCAAGUCUCUGAACCCACAGAGCUGCCUCAGGAGAAUACAGUGGUCAGUGGUUUAAAAUGUCACGAAGACAUCCAGGAGAAUCAACAAAGGUUGCACCCCUCCCAUCUGUCUCCCAGAACACUUCAUGAAUUAAACCCAGAUUAAAGUGAGCCUAGAUAUUCCAUUUUUUCUGCCGCCCCUCCCACAGAGAGGCAUCUCCCCCACCCCCAGGCUCACAAUAGCCAUAUUAAACAUUAGAAUACCGACAAUAUAAUAUGGACAAUUGAAACCUUAAAAAUUAAAUACAGCAAUUUGUAUUAAGAGGUCUAAGGGUAAGAUGUGUAUCCCAGAUUGCAGCAAAAGAAAAAGAUAAAACAGACAAAAUUGAAUGAAUGAGCCUCCAACCCUAACAAACUGAUGGAUCUUCGUAAUUUUUUUCUGGGACAAUUGUACCAAGGAAUGUAAUUGAACAUUUAUUGUAUAAAAAAAUUAAUGUGAAUAUGACAAGCUAAAUUUAAGAACUUGCAAGCCCUGUCCUUCCUUAUCCUACUCUCUCAGCGGGAUGUUGGAGAAACUCAACAGGGUGUUGGAGAAACUUUAAAUUGAUUCAUAUAGCACCUCUAAGAUGCUGCAACUUGCAUGCCUUCCAGCUAUCAGUUCCUUUCAUUUUUAACGUAUGUUUUGUUGGAUAAUUUUAGAAAGAAAUAAUCAUAUUCAAGGGCUUAGUGGGUCCUUCUUUUGCUUUUUGUUGGACUUCUGUGUUGAUGGUUCCUGGUUCAUAGUUAACUGUAAUCGGUUUACUUCUGUCAAAAGCUAAAUAUCUCAAGUAGACAAUCUUCAGUAGAAGCUUUUGAGUCUUGUGCUACUGACAAACGUACAAUGUCGCUGGCUGGUUCCCCACAGCAAAAUGCUUGAAAAUGGUUGUCUUUAUUGGGGGAAGGAUCAUAGCUUAGUGGUUGAGCAUCUCCUUUGCAUGCAGAAGGUCCCAGAUUCAAUCAUUGGCAUCUCCAGGUAGGGCUGGGGAAGACUCGCUGCCUGAAGCCCCAGAGAGCUGCUGGUGCUCAAUAUUGGCAGUACUGAGCUAGAUGGACCCAAUGGUUUGACUCUGUACUAGCAGAUUCCUGUCUUUCUAGGACAAGUCUACAGGGUUGCUGACGGAAAACUUAAAGCAAGGAACUUCCCUCGGUCCCAUUCACUGAAUGGAUUUAAAAUGAGGCGUAUUGAAGUUGCACACAGGCCACAACGUUCUACUUCCUGUUGGUGCGGAUAAAACUUGCUUCAGUGUAUAGACUUGCUAUACACUAAACAUGUUGCCAUUUAUGGCAUACAAUCCAGCUAAUAAACGCUGGAAUAAUAAAUAUGGGGAAGAUUAGCACAAUAGCUUGGGAACGUAACCCUGCAAAAACAUUCUUUCAGCAAGAAUGUGAAGGUCAUGUGUGUUUGAGAUGUGCAAGUUGCUAUGAAAUCUGGAAUAAAGCAACUAGAUUGAGCGAAACUAGAAAUGUUGAACCCUGCUUCAAUAUUGGGGGAAUUGGUACCAUGUGAUACAGCGUAUAACAGAGGGUUUCCAUGCCAGAGAUGCCAGUGGCUCUGAGUCAACAUAUGUUAACAAACUGCUCUGGUAACUAGGAAUCUAUUUCCAGAGAGGUGGGUGUGUUGAGGCUGUGUUGAAGCAAAAACAGAAUAUUGUGGUACCUUAAAUAAACAACAUGUUAAAAGAUUUAACAAAUGAAUUGUGUCAUCAUCUUUCAUGGCCUCUCAUCCACUUCACCAGAGAAAAGCACAAGAAGAGCUCUGCUGGAUCACACCAAAAGCCCAUCUAGCCCUCCAGCCUGUUCUCACAGUGACCUACCAGUUGCUUAUGGGAAGUCCACAACCAGGUCCUUUGUGCAUUUGAUGAAAUGGGUGCCAACCCACAAAUAUUUAUGACCUAAUACAUUUGUUAAGUAUUGAAGGUGCCACAAGACACUGCUUUGUUCUUGUAGGAAUUGGUUGGAUCUGGUCCUUGGUUUGAAGAGAAUGUUGACUACUAUUUCACAUAGAAUGUAGCCUUCAUUACAUUUUCUCAGGAUGGGGAUAAGAUGGAGAUAGUAGCCAGGUUUCCGCAACACGCAGUGCGGAUUCAUGAAGGCUAUACAACACUGACUUAGGUGUUAGAUGAAGGCUGUUGGUUAGUUGGUGUGUGUUUUUUUGUUGUUGUUUUGGUGAGUGUUUUUUCUGUAUUGAACCCUACUGGAAUCUUGUACAUAUGCCAAUAGCGGUUUGAGAAUCUGACUACUAUUAAUUUCACUGGGUGCAAGCUAUGCAUCCCACCUACAACUGGUUGUUAAAAAUGUAAAUAGUCAAUGGGCUGGGUUAUGAACAUGAUGCAUAGUGAAGCAGUCCCAUGAACACUGCAAAUCUUUGCAUGGAUAUACUUGAUCCAUAUUCACAAAUAGCUUAUCUGCCCCCACAUCUAAUGUAAUAGAGUAGUUCUUGAAGGUUUAAGUGAGCCACACUGUGAAGAAAACCAACUCCAUGAUCACCGUGAGUUGCCUUCUGAUCACAAAGAUAUAUGUAAAACCUGUGUAGUCAACGGCUCCUAAUACCUCUUUCCCCAGAGAGAAGUGUCUGUUCUAGGAAUAAACAGUGAUGGCAUGGUGGCAUUUUGCCACGUGCAGAUUUCCCCGCCAAGCAGUCCUUGUCUGUGGUCAUGCAAGGUUUUUACCAAUACUUUUCUUAUUUUUACAGCUCCAAAAUCUUGGAAUUAAUCCAGCAAACAUUGGAUUCAGUACCUUAACAAUGGAAUCUGAUAAAUUCAUAUGUAUUCGAGAAAAAGUUGGUGAGCAAGCACAGGUUGUGAUCAUAGACAUGAGCGAUCCAACCACUCCUAUCAGGCGCCCAAUCUCUGCAGAAAGUGCCAUCAUGAAUCCAGCUUCUAAAGUAAUUGCUCUGAAAGGUAAGUUUUAUUUUCAUUGCAUUAUCUUGGGAGGAUUGUUGUGCAGCAGCACAUGUAUUGGUUCUGCUUUGAACCUGUGUGCAGUAUGUUAAGAUUUGGUUGCAUUUUGGUAACCAUUGUAUCAUUCAGGGAAUGCUGCAAAUAAUGGGAUUGAGUUGUACUAGGAAUGAAGUGGCUUGGAAAGUAUGCUUAAUGUAGGACUUGUCAAAGCAAAUUAUUAGGUUAAUUUUAAGAUGACAUUGCUAUUGUAGAGUAAGCUUUGAAUUACUUUUUUCAAGGCUGGGAAAAUCAAUAGGCACCACCAAUUCCAAUACCUAUGGGUAUCUUUUCCAGCCAAGUACUGCUUUUGCAGGGCAGUAUUUUGGGGUGGCAGGGAAGGCAAAUGUCUACUAAAUAAAGCUUGGAUUGUGUUGCAUGUUGGUUUAGAGUCCUUAAACUGAAAAAGUAAAGCUGUUGCAGCUAGUCUUAGAAGCUAUGUGAUCUUCCAGGUGCUGCCUAAUCACCACGUAAAAAUAUCCAUACCCAAGCAGAUGCAAAAACUCAUUGGUGUCUAAUAUAUAAAAUGGUUUCACUUUCACUGACUGUGUACUUUCUUUCCUGCAUUCUUGUCUUAAAACAGAUGGUGAGUUAACUUUGUACUGACACACUUCAUGUUUAAUAGUUUUGGAAUGGUCUCAUCUCAUAAAAAGUACUAAAUUCUGCAGGAGGCAAUUUGGCAUGUCACUUGUAGAGAUAAUUGUAAUCUAGAUGCUAAAAUUUUGAGUUUGGGCAAACGAAACUAUUUAUCCUCUGAAACCACUUGUGACUUGAUGGUAGUAACUGUACCAAUAGAUGGUUAAACCCAGUCUUAACCACAGUACAGUUAACUGAAAAAAUCAAGUCGCAAUACUUUUAUGAGAGACCUUUGCUGGCAUGGUGUCUUGUGUGCUAGUCACUUCUUUUAUUUUAAAUGUGGUACUUGGUCUUAAAAGUCCAUGGCAACGCUCGCAGGGGUCCACGAUGCUACUUCAAAAAUUGGCUUGCAUUGAAAAUCUGUGAACAACUCGGAAGUAUGUAGGCAGCUGCCACUUAGAAUGCCCAAGCUCACCAAAACACCUUGUUGGUAGCAGAGGGCUGUGAAUGGGCAACAUGGGACUAAUAACCCCAGUGUUAACUUUGACAUAAGAUUCAGUACACACACAGUGCUUUAAUUCUAAUUGUCUUGGCCCCCUGUGAAUCAAACUCUUGGCCAGAAGAGCUAAUAUUUUGUGAUAGCCCUUGACAUAACUACCUAAUACACUAUUUUGUUGCUAUACCACGUGUGCUAACCCCAGAGAUGCAAGAAACUGAACAUAACUUAAUCUCUCAUCUCCUCCCUCAGUCUCCAUCAAGAGCUCUUGCAGCAUUACCACGUCACUUCCCACUUUCUUCUUUAAAAGAGUGUUCAGAAAUAAAAGUGUUCAGAUGAGUGGCCAUGACAGCACAUAAUUAUUUAGGAGGAGCAGUAACAGGGUUAUUGCUUGCCCAGAAACCUAGUACCCCAACAGAAACGUAGACUGACUUGUAUUAAAAUGCGGAGGAAAUGUUGCUUUAGAAAAGCACUUAAAUGUUCCCUGCAGAUGGGAGUGUGGUGCUGGCAAGCCAACUGUGUAUUAUGUCUUUCCUGAAGCUCAAGUUCCUUGUGUGAACAGUGAACAUACAUUACCAGUCCCUCAGAAAUGUAAUGCUUCUCAGAACUGUGAUAAGAGUAUGGUGCGUGCAUACAAAUUGCAUUUCUGGAUUGCAUGUGGCAUUCCUACAGUGAUCAAAGCAUUAUUGUCCUUGUAUGGAUGUAUCCUGUGUUUGUAAUGUACCGUGAGAGCACUUCCAGUGAUCUAUGUUGGAACAGAAUGGGGAGGACGUAGUACUUUUCACAGGGCAUUUCCAUACACAAAGCAUGGGAAUGCAAAAAGGCAAUUUCAUACUCUACUCUUGCAGAGAUGUAAAGUGUUCAUAAAGCCUCUCCCCCUUCUCCCAAAUUUGUCACCUGAGUAGAUGUCUGGCUUUCAGUUAAGAUAAGCAAUGUAAUUAAAUGGUUCUGUUUAUUAUUAUAAAAAAAAACCUUGCUGCUUUAUACUUAAUAUUUUUUUGAGGUGAGAAUCCAUCGUGGGCAAGCUUCUGUAGUGGGAUGAUGACAUAUGAUCAGUUCUGCUGGAAGAAACUUUACUUGAGAGUGGGGGUGAAAUUGUUGCAUGUUGCUCUUCCCCUAAAUUCUGUUGGAGCAUUCCAGUCCUAGCAGCCUACUCGAACAUGAGUGUGUUUGUUAGGGCUUUUCCUGCUCUUGGCAUGCUCUCUCCAUAACGGUUUUGUGCAAAGAAAUUGUAGUUGAAAAAGCCACCAUUAUCACCAAGUGGGAGGAUAGAAUCUGCUUGCAUCUAUCUCAUGGCCCCUUUUGCCUUGCUGUCUACAUCCCGCCCCCCACUCCCUGUACAUGUAUGUGUAAAUAAACUCCACAACUGCGGCAACUUUUUAUGCAUCUGACUUGGGCUCUUGCCCACCAAUGGCUAAGCCAUAAUCUAGCCUUUAAGGUUCCUCCAAUACUUUGUUUUUGCUGCAAGAGACCAGAACUGCUAUCCCUUGAAAUUUGGUAAACAAAAAUCGUACGCGUUCCAAUUGCUUGUCAGGAACACACUGCUGAAGAGUGAGUGCUUUACAGUACUUUUUUUGUAUUUAAAUCUGGCAGCAUUAGUCGUCUUCACUAUAUUGCUUUAAUAGCAGGGCUGCAUUCAUAAAGUUGGGAGUUGGCACAGUGGUUCAAACAUAUGUGUCAAAGAACCCUGUGAGGAAAAGAUGUCUAAAAUUAGGCAUAAAAUUAGCUUAGGCCAAGAGAACUCCCUCAGCCUCUUUUAGUUGCUAAGAAAAACAACACUCAACCCCCCCCCCCCCGGUCAAGGUUCAAAGGGUUACCCUGCAUGCAGUUGAAAUAAAAAGUAAAGGCUGAGGAAUUCAAUGAGAGUCAAACCUUUCAGGGACACUGUACACAGAGGUGAAAAAACAAGAUUUUGAUUGAGUGCGGUGGCUCUUUGGCAUGCUUGAGGUAAGUUGUAGGAGGAAAUAUCAUGGGGUUCCUAAUGAAAUGCAUAAACCCCUACUCUUACUACUAUUAAUUUUUGCCAGUCAGGCCCACCUUGUAAAUUGUAGCUGAGGAGACUCUUGGAGAAUAAGGGGAGCUUGGCACCUUGCACUUCAGGCACUAAUCUUAAGGGACUGCAAGCAGCGGCAUUUCCUUAGGAUCAUUUAGAAAAAGCUGCUUCCUCCUGGAUCCCUUUUAGCCCGUGUGCAGUGGUCCUGUUUGGCAGACAUGAAUUACUUCGGGCAAUGGCCCAAGGAUGUGUUGACACCCAUCUGUCUCGGGAGACAAUGGAGGAGUGCGCCUCUGGGGGCGAGAUUAGGCUGUUGGAAGGUUUCAGCACCUGUAGCUGUAGAGACCGAUGCUGUAGCUGUAGAGACCAAUGCAGAAGAGACAUGUUUUGUUGCAGCUAGGGCAGGUGAAGGCUUCCAGCUGCGCUUCUUCACACGCACCAUGGCGCGCAAGGAUAGCUCUCUUUGUCGUUUGCCAUCAGAAAGAAAUGGUGCCUCAAUACUCUUGCCUAUUUAUUUGCCUUUCCCUUCUGUCUCCUCUCUCUGUUCCUCCUCUUACUCCCCUGCAUCGUGUCCCUUUAGCCUCUGGAGGAAAGUAGUAGCUACCAAUCAGUCUUGGUUCUGUAUGGGAAUCGUUACUCUUUGCUGAUCUCAAUAACAUUCUAGAGCUGCAAAGAAACGGCAAUUUGGGGAAGGAAUUGUGUGUUUGUGUGAUAUACGCAAAUCUCCUUACUCUUGACACAGAUGCUUCCAGGUAAUAUAUGAGGAGAUAUCCAAUUGAGAAUUCUCUGCUUGGACUACUGGACACUGAUCUGCUCUAGUGCCAAUAGUGUCAUACUGCUUGACACCCACCAAUAACACUGUGCACCCUGAAAGUUGAUUUUUUUAAAAAAGAAAGAUCAAGGGUCUGGUUAGUAACUUUCAGUGACAUUGUACGUUUGUCAGUAACACAAGACUCAAAAGCUUCUGGAGAUUUUUAGCUUACGACAGCAGUAAACUGUAGAACAAGCCAGUUUUCAAAUAACUUUUAGGUUAUGCUUCUAAGAAAACAGAUAUUAAGCAAUUAACUCCCCCACCAAGCAGACCUUCAUCUGAUGGGAAUAGCGUUGCUUAAUGUCUGCUUCUCAAAAUCCUUUCUAUUAAAUAUUGACUUCUGCUUCCUUGGAAGCCUAGAGUCAAGGGUUGCAUCUUUAGGAAAUUCAGUGAGUUCUUGUCCUCCUUUUGAAGAAAGGUCAUAUUUCCAUUUUUGGUUGCCUUACCUGCUGGGUUUCUAAUGUCUUGCAGAUGACACAAUGCUACCCUUCUCAAGGAACAGAAAAUUGCACAUAACAGCAUUGUUUAUGGUGUGAAGCCACUUAGGUUCACACUGGUGUGUUACUGAAUGAUGACGAUGGGUUGAAUAGUAGGACAGUUGGCAUCCUAAGAAUAAGGAUCCUGUUUUGAGCAGUAUUGAAAAAUGUCUUUUUUAAUAUGCUGCACUCUAAACAGCCCAUUCUGAAAUAUACCUUUACUUUUGAGAGGGGGGAUUUUGCCCCAAAGAAACUUGGGAUUAUGAGGCAAAAUGUUGCAGGAGAAUGUUUGAAGAGUUCAUCUCCCGGCUUCCUCGUUUGCCACUAUGCCAUAAACUUCAAUAUUCCUACCUACUUUCUCUCCCACCCAACUUUCCUAACGAGGCUUUGUCUUGAAAGACUGGAAGUGAAGUGCAGAUAUUACCAGAUACGUUUUACGUUCUACAUGGGGAUCCUACACUUUCCUUGAAUUCUAAACAAGUUAGCACAAGGCUUAGCGCUAAAAAAAUAAGCACUUGAUAAACUUAUGGCCAGACUGAACAUAAGAGCCUGCUGCAUCAGGCCAGUGGCCCAUCUGGUCCAGCAUCUUGUUCUCACAGGGGCCAGCAUGAUGCCUAUGCGAUGUCCGAAAGCAGGGCCUGAGCACAACAGCACUUGUCCCUCCUGCCGUUUCCAGCAACUAGUAUUCAGAGGCAUGCUGCCUCCAACAGUGGAAGUAAAACUGCCCCUAUGGCUAGUAGCCGUUGUUAUUGUCAUUCUAUGUGGAUUUGUCUAAUCCUCUUUUAAAGCCAUCCAAGUUGGUAGUCAUCACUGCCUCUUACAGGCACUGAAAUAUAUGGGAUUGGGUAAAUUUCUACUUCCUUAUUGUCAGAGUUUGGUAUCAAUGAUCCUUCAUCCUCUACUUGCAUGUUCUAAAUUAUGCUGGAUCCACACAUGCGGUGCUACAAAGCGGUAAAAUGAACUGUGCCACUUCAGCUAAAGGUAGGAGAGCUUACAAAAAUAUGGUUUCCUCCCAACUGCUGUCUGGAGUUGUGCUGCCCAGUUUUUUAAGCACCUCAUUCUGCUGCAUGUGUAGCUGAGGCCUUUGACUUUGGAUAUUUCCAAAUGUCUUUCUACAAAAAAGACUGUGUUGGAGUAGGGAUAGCUAUUGCUUAACAUUUUUGGAGGGCUAUGAUUCUCUUUGUCUUUCUGUCUUGUAUGGCAGCGGGGAAAACACUCCAGAUCUUUAACAUUGAGAUGAAAAGCAAAAUGAAAGCACACACGAUGGCAGAGGAAGUGAUCUUCUGGAAAUGGAUUUCUGUGAAUACCGUUGCCUUAGUGACAGAGACUGCAGUUUAUCACUGGAGUAUGGAAGGAGACUCUCUGCCCCAAAAGAUGUUUGACAGGCACGCCAGUCUUGCAGGCUGCCAAAUCAUCAAUUACAGAACCGAUGAAAAUCAGAAGUGGCUGCUCCUGAUAGGAAUCUCUGCCCAGGUAAGGAAAGCUGUGGAGUGCAGAGGGUACAAAAGCAUGCAUUGAAGCUUGUGGACUGUAGAAAUUGGGAGACUAGAAGCCAAAACAUUUUUGUGACAGCUGAGCUGGAAAGCAGAACUACUGAACAUACAGUGAACUUGAAAGCUGUGACAUGGGGAUGCUUAUGUUCUGUUGAAUUAGUGGUUGGAAUCUCUUGAUGGGAGGCGCAGGAUAAGAGGCUCUAAAUGGAUUAAGGAUCUUGACACUUCAGGCUCUUAAGUGCUUGCUGUACAUUUAACGACUGUGAUGCUUGCUCCAUUAGCAAAAUCGUGUGGUUGGUGCCAUGCAGCUGUACUCAGUGGAUCGAAAAGUUUCCCAGCCAAUAGAGGGACAUGCAGCAGCCUUUGCAGAAUUCAAAAUAGAAGGCAAUGCCAAGCCCUCCACCCUCUUCUGUUUUGCUGUGCGAAGCCCUGCAGGAGGCAAGGUAAAAGCCUUUUAUACUUGAUCAUUGUCUUUGUUGCUUACAGCUGCUUUGGGGCAUAAGAUCCAAGACGAUAAACCAUUUAAAUGAAGUUCCUCAACCCCUCUGUAGUAAGAGCUUGCACCAGUGUAGUCUGUGCAAGUCCUUGUGAAAAAUCAAGAGAGCUUGGCUGUGCUUCAGGGUUUAGGAUGGAACACUUGAUGCUGAUACUGCACCUCUCUUUAAGGCAUGAAUAGUCAGUGUGGUGCCAUCCAUUGUUGCUGGACUCUUACCAUCCUUGGCCAUUGGCAGUGCUGGCUGAGGCUGAUGGGAGUUGUAGUCCAAAACUUCUGGUGUGCAACACAUUUUUCUGCUUUAAGGUGUCUCACCAAAAUAGACCAUUUUGAAUUGCAUUCUCUUUUCUUUUUUUAAAAAAUAAUUUUUAUUGACAGGCCAAUCACAUCACAUUAUCCAAAUCACAUUAGUUCCAAAUUAUACAGCCAAAUUUUAAAUUUUGUUGGGGGUACCCAUACAUCAAGCUCUGAACGAGUCCAAACAUCACUUAUAUUGCUGCUUUAAUUAAACAGUUCUAUCCAGUUCAAUCCAGAUAGUCCUUUAUUACUUUCUUCAUCUUCUUGUUGUUAUCGUAUAUUCCUUUCUUUGCGAUCUCUGAUAAUUUUCACAAGCAGAUUGGAAACAGGCAUCCUCUGUGUGGGUUUUGUACUCUCCAAAAAUCAUAUCGCUCAGGGACAGCCGCUAUUCCAUGCUUCCAUAAAAAAAUUAAUCUUCGGUCUGUCCUUUAAUUUUCUCAGACUUGCCAAGUAUAUCAGGAGGCUCUGUCAGGUCAAGAUUACAUUCCAACCAUCCUUCUCAUUCCAAUGGUCCUGAUUCUCCUCCCCCUGUCCUUCUUUCUCCGGCAAGCCUGUCUUGGCGAGACGCCAUUUUUUUAGCUGCGUCAUAAAAUUUUCCUCCGUUCUCAUUGUUUACCAAUCCUCUCUUUAGCUAUAAUCCAUCCCACACAGUUCUUGAAUUCCUGCUUGUGGUUAGUAAAACGCAACAAUCUUAUUUCUUUCUGGGGUGGAGGGUUAUUAAUAUCACAUAGUGCAAAGAAAAAAAAGGUUUUUUCCUCCACCCCCCCCUUCAUUCCAAACAUACAGUCUCAUAAUGGUGGUUCAUCAGAAGAUUUACUUAUCCAUCCAUUACUCCGGUCACAGAGAUCCAUUAGUCAGCAGUCUUAUCUCCCGAGCGAUGCUUGAUGUAUGUGCUUUAGCUUCAUUCCAAUCAUAUGUUUCCAAUUAUAAUUCCGAGCUAAAGCAAGCCAGCACGCGCUAAUUGGAACCGGCGUCAGGAAGAGCUGACCUCAUCGAGGGCUCGUGCCAAGUGUCCGGCACCCCCAUCUCUCGAAUCCGGGGUUGCAUUGUGGGCACCGCUGGCAAGGCAGCCCCCCCCAUCUCCUUGGGGGGGUAGGAAGACUGCAUACUUCCCAUAGCAGCCUCUUAAUUACCUCGUAUGGGUCAGAGAGAUGUUAUUGUCGGCCAUCUUCCAAUGCGCCACCUGGUGGCCCCCUGAAUUGCAUUCUCAAAGUGCUAGUCAACAUAGCCUUAAUUUGGGCUGUAGAGCCAAUACUAUAGAACAGGCACAUUCAACUUCCAAGAGACUGCAAUCUACUCCCACUAUAAAAAAACUAGCAGUGAUCUUCUUAUUGGAUUGACCAGAGUUGUUGAGCUUUUUUGGGGGGGAGGAUGAGCUUUGGGGGGGGCACUCAAUCGGGGUCCCGGGACCAGGAUCAACCAGGGACACCCCGCAGUCGACUGGUAGGUCGCGAUCGACAUGUCGGACAUCCCUGCUAUAGAACAUUUAAACUUUGUGAAGAAUGGAGAACGCUUUAAGAAAAAUCCAUACCAUUAUUUUUAGCAGUUUUCCAUUCUGAGGAACACCUGAUUUGAAUGAGCUUUUCUCCUUUCAACUAAACAAUUGAUUUAUAACCCUGUGGUGUUUCCCCAGCUGCAUAUAAUUGAAGUGGGUCAACCUGCUGCUGGAAACCAGCCCUUUGUCAAGAAAGCUGUUGAUGUCUUUUUCCCUCCAGAGGCUCAAACGGAUUUCCCAGUGGCAAUGCAGGUAAUGAAUUGAGGAGUGUGUUUAAGACUUCCGGUGGCAUGGCCGAAGCAUAUCAAGUGCAGCGGUAGUAUUGCAUGCCCUUUUUAUCCCAUAAACAACUGUUGUGUCAGAAAAAUAUGAACUUUGUUCCAAACGCUUACAUGCUGCCUUUCCGGGUGAAGCCCUCCCAAGGUGCCUUGCAAAAGAUUAGUUGUGUGUGUGUAUUCAAGAUCAUUCAGUCUCCUAUACAUAGCAGGGGCUCUUGAAUUGAGCUGUAUCCAGGCAUGAUGAACAGGUGCAAGGAUGCUGUUUACUCCCACUCUGAUGGCAAUGCCAGUUGGUAACUCUUAGGCAGCUGUCAGCUGGAGCUGUAUCCAGACACAAUUGAAUACAACUCUCCAAAUUACCAUAUCAGUGUGUACAGUUGGUUUAAAUGAUACAGAAUUGAGCGAGGCCAAUGUUUAAUGCAAUUUGUCUGAGUUUAUAUCACUGCUAGACCAGGAUCCAAACAAGCAUGUAACUAGGCUGGAUUGGAUGCUGUAGUCCUAUAAAGCAAGCCAGUCUUAAACUUAAAGGCGGCUUAGCCUAAUCUGUUUAUGACAGAAUGGUGGAGGAGGGGUGGAGGCCUGCUGUUCAAAAUUGCUGAAUAUACACAAGCCCUUAGAGUUGCACCUAGAGUGGAACUUCCUUGAAACUGAAAUCUGGAUCUGAGCUUCUUGCAGCCAUAGCGGCUUGCCCAAGGUCUUAAGUGCUUCAGUUUCACAGCUGAACUAGUGAUUGACUUGUAGUGACAUAAAUGCUCAGCUCCCCAGUCUAAAAAAUAGCCGUAGCUGUUAACAAGUAUGAAAUAAUCCACUUGCACAAUAAAUUGAGUUUUUGCUGCUGUGCUAGGAAGAAGCUUAAGUUAACUAGUGCAGGGGUCAGCAAACUUUUUCAGUAGGGGGCCAGUCCACUGUCCCUCAGACCUUGUGGGGGGCUGGACUAUAUUUUUUUGGGGGGGGGGAAUGAACGAAUUCCUAUGCCCCACAAAUAACCCAGAGAUGCAUUUUAAAUAAAAGGACACAUUCUACUCAUGUAAAAACAUGCUGAUUUAGAAGGUGAUUGGGUUGAAUCCGGCCCCCAAGCCUUAGUUUGCCUACCCAUGAACUAGUGAAUAACUUCUGAACUGUCCUGGUUAACCUUGUCUCUUUCUUGUACAUUUGGUAGAUUGGAACAAAGCAUGGUGUUAUCUAUCUGAUCACAAAAUAUGGAUAUAUUCAUAUGUAUGACUUGGAAUCUGGAGUGUGCAUCUACAUGAACCGUAUUAGUGCAGACACUAUCUUUGUAACUGCACCUCAUGAACCUACCUCAGGAAUUAUUGGUGUAAAUAAAAAAGGACAGGUAAGAAUGAUGCCUAUUGUUUUUGUCCAUGAAGUUUUCUUGGCAGGGAUACUGGAGUGGCUUGCCGGUUCCUGCUCUAGGUGGAUCACGUUUAGUCAAAACUCUCCACUAUGACCUGUCCAUCUUGGGUGGCCCUGCACGGCAUGGCUCAUAGCUUCUCUGAGUUAUUCAGGCCCCUUUGCCACGACAAAGGAAAUCAGGCCUGAGUGCUCACUGGAAGGACAGAUUCUGAAGCUGAGGCUCCAAUACUUUGGCCACCUCAUGAGAAGAGAAGACUCCCUGGAAAAGACCCUGAUGUUGGGAAAGGUUGAGGGCACAAGGAGAAGGGGAUGACAGAGGACGAGAUGGUUGGACAGUGUUCUCGAAGCUACCAGCAUGAGUUUGACCAAAUUGCGGGAGGCAGUGGAAGACGAGUGCCUGGCGUGCUCUGGUCCAUGGGGUCACAAAGAGUCAGACACGACUAAACAACAAGAAGAAUGAUGCGUGAAACUUCUCAGCUGUAGAUUAUCCAUCACUUCAGUGUCUGCUUACUGUAAUGCUGUCAUUUAGGCUCUGAAUCCUGACUGCUUUAUCAGAUCCAGGUGGCUGCUUUCCUUAAGUCACCACUUUGCUGGGCUCUGCACUGACGCUUAGGGAUUUCAGCUCAUUGGUUCAAAAUGGUGAAAGAGAUGCCGUUUAAUGUCCUGAAGUGAGCCCUCAAGUUCCCAAGCAUGCAUUCUCUAAUGAUCCGGAUUACAGCCUGCAUUGGAGGUGUCGAUGCAUGCACACGUAUGCCAACCUCUCUUGUUGUUAACAAAUCAAAUAACUCUUGAGAUUAACGUGGUAGUUUCUCUAUGAUCACUGAAUAAAACACUGCAUCAAGCACAGAUAAGAGGACUGAUAGAAUAGAUUUCUCCAGCAGAAGUUCUAACGUAAGCAGUAAAGCUGUUGAAAUGACAACUGAGCAGUCAGUAAGGAAGGCUUUGUAAAAAAGAAAGGGGGGAAAAGAGAAUUUUAAAGUAGAACUUCAGUGGUGAACAGUAUUGUAUCCUGUACCUAACUGGUAGCAGUUGGCCUGGUGGUAAAAAAAGGUAAAGGAUGCCUGACAGUUAAGUCCACUCGCAGACGACUCGGGGGUUGCGGCGCUCAUCUUGCUUUACAGGCUGAGGGAGCCAGCGUUUGUCUGCAGACAGUUUUUCCGGGUCAUGUGGCCAGCAUGACUAAGCUGCUUCUGGUGCAACAGAGCACCAAAACCAGAGCAGCGCACAGGAACGCCGUUUACCUUCCCGCCGGAGUGGUACCUACUUAUCUACUUGCACUUUUUGGCAUGCUUUUGAACUGCUAGGUUGGCAGGAGCUGGGACUGAGCAACGGGAGCUCACCCAGUUGCAGGGAUUCGAACUGCCGACCUUUCGAUCGGCAAGCCCAAGUGGCUCAGUGGUUUAGACCACAGCGCCACCCGCGUCCCUGGCCUGGUGGUACCUAGUCUUAUUUAUAAUAUUAUAAAGUGAAAUUUUUGAAUGUUUGGCACUUUCCCUCCAGAUCGGUCGUGCUCCUUUUAUACAGUAGAGUGUGCCUUGUCCUGUUUUUAGACUUUACUGUGCACACACUGACUUUCUUUCUCUUAUAGGUACUCUCUGUUUGUGUGGAGGAAGAUAACAUUGUAAAUUACGCCACCAAUGUUCUCCAGAAUCCUGAUUUGGGUCUGCGCAUGGCGAUCAGGAGUAACUUAGCUGGGGCGGAAGAACUCUUUGCCAGGAAAUUUAAUACACUUUUUGCACAGGGAAAUUAUGCAGAAGCUGCUAAAGUGGCGGCAUCUGCACCAAAGGUAAACAUCUUUUUAAAAAUUAUUUUUUGGCCAAGGGUUUCGGGGGUGCACUGCAAACAAAUUUUGUAGCCUUUAACCUUUGUUUGAAGCAACAGGCAAUCCCAAGUUGUACGAGGGCACUGGUUCUGUCUUCCUUGAGGGAGACAUAGACGAUUCUAUUAUAAAGAUAGGGUGGCAUUAAACUAAGUUGUAUUCAGAGGACACCCAUUGAAAUUAAUGCAUAUGACGUAAUUGCGGUGCAGCAGUUUACCUUACACAGUGGUGCCUCGCAAGACGAAAAGAAUCCGUUCUGUGAGUCUCUUCGUCUAGCGGUUUUUUCGUCUUGCGAAGCAAGCCCAUUGACGGAUUAGCGGAUUAGCGCUAUUAGCGGCUAUUAGCGGCUUUUAGCGGCUUAUCAGCUUAUCGGAUAAGCAGAUAAGCGUCUUAGCGGCUUAGAAAAAGGGGGGGGGGAAAACCGCAGGAACUCGCAAGACAUUUUCGUCUUGCGAAGCAAGCCCAUAGGAGCUUCGUUUUGCGAAGCACCUCCAAAACGGAAAACUCUUUCGUCUAGCGAGUUUUCCGUCUUGCGAGGCAUUCGUCUUGCGGGGCACCACUGUACUUAUUACGUAAAACCCACGGUGGGUAUUAUUGACCAGAGCUAUGAACUGGUUGCCCCAUUGAAUUCUUGCUUAGGAUUGCAGCCCUAAGUGGGGAUCAGGUAAUCAUGGAGUCACUGUCAGGGGUUGGUGGGAAGGCAGGAUAUAAAUAAAUACAAUCAUAAUAAUAAGUCAAUCAAUAACUUCAGGAUACUUUAUGGGAAGUGAUUCAUAAAUGAAGGAAAUAAUGUUACGGAGCCCUCUUGUUCUGAUACAGGUUUUCUCCUGACUACCAAUUGCUCAUGUGAUCGGAGUAGGAGGAGCAAGAGUUAGGAGAAGGCUAUUGCCCCGAUUCUUCGCUUGUGGAAAAUGUGAUGACAGACCUAGAUCUAGCAGGAUUUUUACAUUGGUGUUGGGCAGGGUGGAUAAAAAAAUCAAUGAUUUAUUUAUUUAUUUUUUGAAAAUCCAUGGAUGUUUUUCAUUUAAAUCAGAUUUUUUAAAAUUUAAAUCAGAAUUUUAAAAUAAAAUGCUUUUGGAGGAAAAAAUCUUUCUAAAGAUAGUUUUCCAUUUAAGUUACCUUAUAGUCCAAAGGCUAUUCAUCAGGAAAUAAGGAUUUGUUUUAAGUUUUUCAUGUGUGCUAAGCCAUUCAUGUGUGCUAAAAAGUUUUUUUUAUAAAAAAAUUGUUUAACCACAUCAGUUAACAAACAUGGAUACCUAUGCUAUAAAUCUUACUUUUUAAGUUACAAUAUAAACAUUUAAUUUAUUAAACCUCACAAUAAUUUCAUAAUUAUCUGUCUAUGUAUUUCUAAUAUUAUAACCAAAUCAGUAAUUUUUGAUAUAACAGUAAAAAACUACUCUGAAAAUGUAUUAUUCCAAAAAUGAAACCUUCAAUUGUUUGUAAAUAUUAAGAUUAUACCAGCAAGAAUGAGUCUUUCUGUAAAAAAAAAUGAUUUAAAUCAAAUCUUACUGACUAGUGAUUUAAAUCAAUUUGGUUUAAAUCAAAUCCACCCUGCCCUUGGGAAUUCUCAGCUGGCAAGCUGAGCAAGCUUUCUCUGCCUUGGAUUUUCCCUUAAGGGAGACUUUUUAACAGAACCAUGUUUCAAUGUUCAGGGAAUCUUGCGCACAAGUGAUACCAUCCGAAAGUUCCAGAGUGUACCAGCCCAGCCUGGCCAGGCCUCUCCCUUACUCCAGUACUUUGGGAUCCUCCUCGAUCAAGGCCAGCUCAAUAAAUUUGAGUCUCUGGAACUCUGCCGUCCUGUUCUUCAGCAAGGCCGCAAGCAGCUUUUAGAAAAAUGGCUAAAAGAAGACAAGGUAAAGCAGGGGACCUCUUCAAAAAUUUAUUACGCUGUGGUCUGCUUUAAACAGUCGUCGUUCUGUUGCCUGUGCUGAAAUUAACUAGCAUUCUUAUUUAGGCCCACUUACCCAAGUAGUAAGGGACGCGGGUGGCGCUGUGGGUUAAACCACAGAGCCUAGGACUUGCCGAUCAGAAGGUCGGCGGUUCGAAUCCCCGCAACGGGGUGAGCUCCCGUUGCUCGGUCCCUCCUCCUGCCAACCUAGGAGUUCGAAAGCACCCCAAAAAGUGCAAGUAGAUAAAUAGGUACCGCUCCGGCGGGAAGGUAAACAGCGUUUCCGUGCGCUGCUCUGGUUCGCCACAUGACCCGCUGCUCUUAGUCCUGCUGGCCACAUGACCCGGAAGCUGUACACCGGCUCCCUUGGCCAAUAAAGCGAGAUGAGCGCCGCAACCCCCGAGUCGACCACGACUGGACCUAAUGGUCAGGGGUCCCUUUACCUUACCCAAGUAGUAUAAAGCCUUGUUAGUGACAACAGUGCAUUUUGUUGAUUACCCACCUACAUCCAACUGAGAGGUCUGCUGGCUUUUUGCUCUAACUACAGGCAAAAUAUCAUUGAUGGGAAAUCUCCCUGUUGUGUAGACACUUACCCUAGAGCAGUGAAAAUGGAUCAGGCAUGCCCUGUUGGUCACCAAAUACACCAUUUAUUAGUACUGGGCAAAUAAACAUAGUCCCAAGAAAUCCACCAAUGGACCAUACAUGAGCUAGGUACAUGCUGUAGACUGCGAAAAUUUGAUACUUGCCAAGGUAUUUUAUGAUAUCCAUUUAAAUUGAAAAUGAGCAAAACUCUGAGCACUGAGCCACUCCUCUGACCCCCCCUUCCCGGUUUUAUUUUAGUUCGCUCUGUUGUGUUGAUGUAAACAAAGACGCCACUAAAAUAUUAAUUUGAAAAAGAGUUUUGGGCUGCAUUUCUAUAAUUCCCACAGAGUUUUCUUCCUAAACAGUGAGGUAAAUCGCUGAGAUCUAGACAGCCAUACCCUAUAUAUUGAAAGAGCAGCCACUAUAUUUGCUUGCCAUAAGCAGGGGUGGGUGGCAGCGUUUGCUGAGCUGGGUGUGGUGUUAAUAGCUUUGAAAUGCUGCUUCUAUUGCAGUCUUACAUUUGAUGCCAGCAAACAAAUUGCAGCUUAACACUUGGAUCUGUGUUGAUUCUGAAAUGUUGUUUCUGUUUCAGCUGGAAUGCUCUGAGGAGCUAGGAGACUUGGUGAAGGCUGCUGACCCAACCCUUGCCCUCAGUGUUUAUCUCCGUGCAAAUGUACCAAACAAAGUAAUUCAGUGUUUUGCAGAAACUGGUCAAUUCCAGAAAAUAGUUCUUUAUGCCAAAAAGGUAACUAUCUUUUUUCCCCCCUCUGAAAAGUAUGUGAUUGUGUAAUGCACACCUUUGCAAGCCAGAAGCUUUUUGAAUGCACAGUUAAAUUUUAUCUUUACCGAGAUAAGAAUAAGCCUCGGAACAUUCCGGGAUAUCUGAAGUGUGAUAUGCAACGGCCCCACCUGGUAAAGUUUCAAUUGCAUAAGUCAUGUGGUUUUUGGAGCAUUCAGUAGACUAUUCUGCGGACAAAAAUGGCAAAAAUCAGCUUCAGUACCUCAGGGCUUUUCCUGCGGGUGAAUGAAACUUGCACCCUAAAUUCUAUAGGCUCUUGGAUGUCUUUCAAUUUAAAGGACUGAACUAGGAUGGGCUGUGCACAUUAACAUGGUUGUCUUGCUAAUCUCUGGCAAUUUCAUUUAUUUAAAAUGUUAAGAAGCCCCACCUUUCUAUUUCAGAACUCCCAGGGUGGGUUUCAGUUAAUAUUAAAAUAAUAUAAUCUGUCGGAUUUAAAACUGAUCAAAAGACAUGAAGCCCAGUGUUGUACAACCAUAUGUCAGGAGUUCUCUGAUGGUGUUUCCUGCUUGGCAGGGGGUUGGACUCGAUGGCCCUUGUGGUCUCUUCCAACUCUAUGAUUCUAUGAAAAGCAUAAGAUUCUGUAUUGGGUGAGCCUCUCUGGGGAGUGCAUUCCAUGGAUGAGUUUUCACAAAUGAAGGUGUUUUUCCCUGGCUGUAAUGUGCCUGAUACCCUUAAAUUUGGGGUACCUGAAAGGCGAUAUUAAUAUUUUGGACAAAUAGAAGUGGGUGAUUCCAGAUCCCAAACUGUAUAAAGGAUAAAAGCUAGGUAUUGAAUGGCGUUUGGAAAGAGCUUAGCAGCUACUGAAGUCAUUGUGAAGUUGAACCGACAACAACAGUCCCUUUGGACUGGUCCCCUUCCAACAAAUGAGAAGCUGUAUCUUAUAUCAGUUGUACAUCAGUUGUACAGCAACCCAACUGUAACAUUCGAAUCUGCACGUUGAAUAAUGGGCUGAUCAAUUUCUUGCCCUAAUGUCAUAUGAAGCAAGUAAAAACCUGACUUGAGAUGUGAGGUUGGGUUUAGCUACGUGUAAUUUGCUAAGGCCUAGUUGCUUUUGGAAUAUAUUAGCAAAAUGCAGGAAUAUAUUGAGUUAAAGAAAAACUUACUUAAUUCUUGAAAUUUGACCUUUUAGGUUGGUUAUACUCCAGAUUGGAUUUUCUUAUUGAGGAGCGUUAUGAGGGUCAGCCCAGAUCAGGGUCUUCAGUUUGCUCAGAUGUUGGUACAGGAUGAAGAGCCACUAGCCAACAUCAAUCAGGUAAGCAAUUCUGUUGCCAUUCUAGAAGAUAAAGCUGGAAUAAAAUGCCCCUCAAGUCCUAAUACAGCUAAAUGAAUACCCAUCUUGUUUAAAUGUCUACAGUUUUUCUCAUGGUCUUGCAGUUCUGGAAAACUAAUCAAUUUACCUAAUUGCAAAAGUUGCUAGCUCUAGGUUUCAAAGCAGUGUAAGGAAUUAUCAAAAGUGUAAGGAAUUAUACCUUAGUAGCUAUGGGCAGUGACAACUCAAAUUUACAUGUAAGAGAUUCUGUUUCGACCAACUCCUUUUAGGCAAGAACUACAGACAUAAAGAACUGGGUAAAACUGGUUUUGAAAACUACGCGAUAGUUUUUCAGAAGAGAAACAAGGUUAAACAUACAGUGGUGCUUCGCAAGACGAAAAUAAUCCGUUCCGCGAGUCUCUUCGUCUUGCGGGUUUUUUCAUCUUGCGAAGCAAGCCCAUUAGCGGUUUAGCGGAUUAGCGCUACAGUAUUAGCGGCUUAGCGGGCUUAGCGGAUCAGCUGAUAAGCGGCUUAGCGAUCAGCUGUUAAGCGGCUUAGCCGAUCAGCUGAUAAGCGGCUUAACGAUCAGCUGAUAAGCGGCUUAGCGAUCAGCUGUUAAGCGGCUUAGCCGAUCAGCUGAUAAGCGGUUUAGCGGCUUGGGAAAAGGGGGGGGGAGGAAAAAAACCCCGCAGGAACUCGCAAUACAUUUUCGUCUUGCGAAGCAAGCACAUAGGAAAUUCGUUUUGCGAAGCACCUCCAAAACGGAAAACCCUUUCGUCUAGUGGGUUUUCCGUCUUGCGAGGCAUUUGUCUUGCGGGGCACCACUGUACUUGAUAUGUGAUGGGCACCUGGACAUGAAGUGGAAUAAAUGUUUUUUUGGAAACAUUGAAUUCAGCUAUGUUCUUACGUUGUGGUUUGGAAACUUAAAGUCUGUGGUUGGGAGCUUAAAGUCUGUAUUUGGUGAAUUAAAGAUUUGUUUAUUUUUUAGACCUACAACUAAUUGGAACAAUGUAUUUGCAUGCAUAAAAUAAAAUAAGUUUUGUAGCACACUUAGGCAGCAGUUUAUGUGUCUGAUGGCCAUUUGUUUGAUUCCUACGCUGUAGAUUGUUGAUGUAUUCAUGGAGAACAGUUUGAUUCAGCAGUGUACCUCCUUUUUGUUGGAUGCCUUGAAAAAUAACCGUCCGGCCGAAGGCCACCUCCAGACUCGUCUGCUUGAGAUGAACCUCAUUCAUGCUCCACAGGUAAACUCUCCUGGGUUGGAUGGGUUUUGUGGUGGUGAUUUUUGAAGCCUACCUUUCUCAUUCCUUCUUGACUGAGGCAGUUGUUAUUUUGCCAAGGACGGCUCUGUGUAACAAUCUACCCAUAUAUUUCAUGUAGAACCUACAAGGGUUUUUAGAGCACUAAGUCCCCUAUUCCUCUUUUUAUAAAUUGACUUGCACUGUUGCUAAUCCCUAGGUUGCAGAUGCUAUCCUGGGAAACCAGAUGUUCACACAUUAUGACCGUGCCCACAUUGCCCAACUUUGUGAAAAGGCAGGCUUGUUACAGAGAGCAUUGGAACACUACACUGAUCUUUACGACAUCAAGCGAGCUGUUGUUCAUACCCAUCUUUUGAACCCAGAGGUAAGAUAAUGUGCAGCCGAACAUUAACCAGUUAGGGUUCAUGCUCCCUUCUGCACUGUUCUCCUUUGUGUUCUUUGGUUAGUUAGUUGCUUCCUUUCCUACAGACCCUUCAGACCUCCCCUUUUUGCUUCCAGUGAUUUUCUGCUUCUAGACAAGCCAGGGUGGUAUAAUGCUUAUAUGCUGGGUCAGGACUGGGAAGACCCAGGUUCAAAUCCUUAGUUGGCUAUAAAGCUUGCUGAUGACUUGGGGCUACACUCAACCUAAUGUACUCUUCAGGGUGGUUGUGAGGAUAAAACGAAGGGAUCAAAAGAAGGCCUCUCCCCUGCCCUCCAUGCGUACCUUGGCUCUCCUGAAACAACCAAAACAUGAUAAUGGACCUCAGUGCUUUAAUACACCUUUCUGCUUCCCUUAGAUUGGUAGAUAAUUGAAACUCACGAUACAGUCUCCAUUCAUGUCAUGGUGCGAACCUGCUGAAUUAUUUGCUUCUUCUUUCCUUAGUGGCUUGUGAACUUCUUUGGCUCUCUGUCAGUUGAAGAUUCUGUUGAGUGCCUACGGGCUAUGCUGUCCGCCAACAUCCGACAAAACCUACAGCUCUGUGUGCAAGUGGCGUCUAAAUACCACGAGCAGCUGGGCACCCAGUCUCUUGUGGAGCUGUUUGAAUCCUUUAAAAGUUACGAAGGUAAGCCUCGGAAGCAGCGGAUAGUGCUCGCUCACCUUGAACUUGUUUUACCGAGGACUGCGGAAUGUCAGAUAAUGGAGGUGGGAGGCUGUUUUUAUAGAAGCACUGAAAACAACAGAAUGCAAGAAUGCAUUUUUUUUUUACACGUUUCUGGCCCCUGUGAGAGGGUAGCAGUGCCUAGCAAUGUUGUCAAAGCCAAAACCAUGGCUGAGGUUGAGGGCAAGGCACUGGAAAUCUACUAAUGGAGAAGAGCAAGAAGUAAAAUACAUUGUGCAAAAUAGGCAUGCGUAUAAGUAAAUUUGUAUAGUUUAGAGGUAGUAAAAGUAAUACUUUACUUACCCAGCAGAUUUUUCACUGUAACUAUUACAGUGCAGCCCAAAGCCAUGUCUACAUUUGUAGUUCUAAUAUUAAAAGGGAUGGGGCUCUAGUAAGCAGUUUGCAAGCAGCAAGGAGCUUACAAGUCCUGUCUUAAAAGGUAGUUUCUAAUUCUGAAAAUAUUUGCCUGAAAUAAUGGCUAGCAAAUCUUUUAAACAGCUUAGAUUCCCAAACAUGCCUACUGAAUAUUUAGCUAGUAGGUUUUCUAAUAGAUCAGUAAAGUCACAUUUUUAUGUAUGUAGAGCAGGCCAAAUUGAAGAUGUUGUGCACUGUAUCUUAUACUGUAUUUUAUAUAAUUUACCAAGGGCUAAGUUCAUACUUCCCUUUCAGACUUUCCUAGAAGGCGAAACAGAUAGUUUUAAGAUAUAGGGUAGCUUUAUUUGCAUUGCUGCAAAAAAGAUAAAAGAGGCAUUUUAAAAUCAUAUUAGUGUGGAAUGUUAUGGGUAGUCUUGAACUAAAUAAAUAUUUUAAAUUCUGUAUUCACAGGGUUUAGCCCUGUCUUAUUGGACUGAUUAUCUCCCCAUAUUGUAAUGGUCAUUGGCUGCAAAGAGUUAUUCCUGACCUGACUAGUGCAUUAAUUGAUUGAUUUUUUCGCAGGAUUUGUAAGAAAUGGAAAUUUAACCAGUCAUGGAAGGAGUACUACUAAAGAUGCUAGAAUGAGGGGAGGAAAUAAGAAACCCAAUACUUACUUCUAGAAGUUGCUAAAAGAAUUUAAUCAAGUGAAUUGUUUAUACAUCUGAGUUAGGAAUGCAAUGCUGAAAAUGCUUCCUAAUUUUAAAGUAUGAAUUAAGGCCAUUUUCAUUACUGGCUAUUGGAUCAUAAUCUGUUGUCUUCGAACACUGUGGUUUUUUGAACCAUGCCUUGUUGAAGCUGUUUAUAUUUGAUGCUUGUAGAGGUGCCUUUCUUUUCUCUCUUCCCCUCCACCCCAAUGUGGACACCCCCCCAACCACUUAAACCUGUCUCUCUAGGGCUGUUUUAUUUCCUGGGCUCUAUUGUGAACUUCAGUCAAGACCCAGAUGUCCACUUUAAGUAUAUCCAGGCAGCUUGCAAGACUGGCCAAAUCAAAGAGGUAGAAAGAAUCUGCCGAGAAAGCAAUUGUUAUAAUCCAGAACGGGUGAAGAACUUUCUGAAGGUAAAACACCCACAGUACCAAACCAAGUGGUGGUAUUUUAAAUGUCUGUUUAGAUUUUUUUCUGUGUCACCCUUGUUUGUCAAUAUGUUUGUUUUAUUUUAAAUUGUGUUAACUUUUUAUGUUUGUUUGCUGCCCUGGGAAGAAGGGUGGGAUGAUGAUGAUGAUGAUGAUUCAGUCCUUAAUUCUGUUUUUACUGCCCUCUUGGGUUUGCUACUUUAAUACCACAUUGGUGAUCUCUCAUAAUAUAACCUGAGGUCAUCCUAUUAAAUUGAGUAUUCGGGAGAAUUCAUUUCAGACAAACAAACUAAAGGACUACUUCACACAGUGCAUAGUUAUCCUUUGGAAUUCCCUUCCACAAGAUGGCUUUAAAAGGGAUUGGGCAAGUUUGUGGAGGAUAUGGCUACUAAGCCAUGAUGACUCCCGUAUUUACUCAAAUCUAAUGCUCACCUUUUUUUGGCGAAAUUACGUUGCGAAAAUUAAGGUGCACAUGAGAUUCAAUGUCGCAUUUGCAUUCGCCAGCAAAUACUUUAUUUGGUUUCAAGGUUCUGAAAAUUGAGAUGCGCAUGAGAUUCGAUGGCGCAUUAGACUCGAGUAAAUAUGGUAUAUCUUGCCUCCAGUCCUGAAUACAGUAUGCUGAGAGAACGCUAGCAGGAGAGGGCUACCAACCGUUCUUCUUGGUUGUGAGUUGCUCACAGGCAGCUUGUUUGUUGCUGUGGGAAAACCAGAUGCUGGACUAGAGGGAAAUUUUGUCUGAAGCGCUUUUGUGGAAAGCUCCCCACUCUCCUUUCAUGAGUUGAGGAGCAAAUAAUAUGAGCAGAGAGACCUCUGAUAAUAGGAAGACUGCUUUAGAAUGUAGUGUGAGAUGUUAUUAGAGACAAGGCUUUAGGCCUGAGAUAGAACAGAGAAAAGGGGACAUGCAUCCCAGAGUUCAGAUGGGCAGAGUAAGGAGAGGGACUGAAGAGAGCGCUUAGGGGUGCAAAUAAAAAAAGAGAGCCUACGCACAGUGGGUGUUGCUUACUUGUCAGGGGACUGCCAUCGGAAAAGGGAAGGGAGGCAGAGAGGCUGUUGGAAUACAGGAAUACAGCAGUUCCUCUUCCUGCAGUGGGGAAUGCCCCACCUCUGGUGGGGAAGAGGGGAAGGGACCAAAGGAUGCUGCUGGGAGCCCCAGCGCCACACCUCGUCAGUCUGAGGGUAGGGGAAGCCACACCUCCGGGGUAAAGGAGGGGAAAGGGCUAGAGCAGGGGUCUGCAACCUGCGGCUCCGGAGCCGCAUGUGGCUCUUUUACACCUUUGCCGCGGCUCCGGGGUGGAUACUAGCAAGGGGAGGAGGCGCAUUGUGCGCCCCGACACUCCCCGCUGGCAGGCGCUGUACUGGCUGUGAUGUCGCAUGGGGGCGGUGCAUGCGUUAGUCACGCACCGUCCCGACAUCACCUUCCCGCCCGCUGUCAGAUCGGACAUUAAGGUAAGAAACAAUAUAUGCAGUGUUAUAUUUGUUUUAAAUGUCGCAAUGGUUUUGCGGCUUCCAGUUUUUUUUUCUUCGGAAACGGGUCCAAGUGGCUCUUUUUGUCUUAAAGGUUGCAGACCCAUGGGCUAGAGGAUGCUGCGGGGAGCCUCAGAACCGCUCCUGGCCAAGUUGGCCAGGAGGGAAACAUGCCUCUUGCGCAGAGGAGUAAAACGCAGAAAAGGAAGGAAAUGGCUGGGGGUUACUAAGUUCUUAUGUUGGGGGAGGACCUGGAAAGAACCACUCCUGGAUUCUGCUAGCGAUUGAGGCAGACAUGAACUGAUGGUUCUGCACUGUAAAUAGUUUUUGCACCAAAAUAAAGCCUGUAAAAGACAGGUUGGAGUCCUGCCUGGUUACUCACGAGCAACCGCCACUGACAUCUGACGUUACUGAACUGAUAGAAAUGCCCUUCUGCACUGAAGAGGGCUACACCUUUCCAUCCCAUUGACAAUAAAUGCACAUAGUGGCAUUUGGUAAUCUAUUGCAGAGGAAACGUGUAAUUUCUGGAAAGAGAAGCGCAGCCAUGUUGUUUGCCUGUGUCACAUAAGUAGUCCAUGUUCCACAGUAUUGAGCUGGGUUCUUUUGUAAUUAACCAGGUUUCCAUUCAAGUUUUUCUCUCUUGGACUUUUGUUCUUGCUUGUACUUUAUUGUUGCUCUCUUUCUCAUAAUGGUAUGUUGUUGUAUUUGCUCCUCUCCGUUUGUACAGGAAGCUAAGCUCACAGACCAGCUUCCCCUGAUAAUCGUCUGUGACAGAUUUGACUUCGUCCAUGACCUGGUUCUCUAUUUGUACCGUAACAACUUGCAGAAAUACAUUGAGAUCUAUGUUCAAAAGGUAAUGUAUCUACACAUGCGGUAAUUUGAUUCAUAACUUUUAAGAUCAUGCUUUUGAUGUCAGUGACAGCAGAUCCUUACCUUAGACAUCCAGCAGAAAAUGUGAUCGGGAAGUAAUCAGAGGAUACUCAAUAUGAAAUUUUAAGCAUAGCUACAGAUGGCUUUUUAUUUAAUGAUGGUUUUGAAUUGGUUGCAAUCUGCAGUUUACCAAUGUGUCUGUAUAACAAUAGCUUGGACAUUUUUUGGUGAGACCUGAAACUAAAAAUAAUGACUUGUUCUAGGUAAACCCAAGUCGUAUUCCAGCUGUGGUUGGAGGGCUUCUAGAUGUGGAUUGUUCUGAAGAUGUUAUCAAGAACUUGAUCAUGGUGGUGAGAGGCCAGUUCUCAACAGAUGAACUGGUAGCUGAAGUGGAAAAAAGAAAUAGGUAAGACCUGCAGACAAACUAAUUUUUAAAUUCCUUUAUUUCUAAAACUUCUUAGAUUCCAACUGCAAAGCUAUGUGCUUGUAAAAAACCACUGUGUCAGAAUAUUUCAAAAAACCACUUUAAGUCAGUACCCUUAUUAGACCAACUUUUUUCUCUGGGUCACACUUUCAGAAUAAAAAUUUGCUGCCGCCAUACUAAUUUUUUAAUUUAUAAGAAAUACAUUGGAAAACAAAAACUCCUGGCAGUACUUGAUUUAUAACACAGAACACAACUACUUUAUGAUGUGAUCAUGGGACAUCCAGAAAAUAUAAAACCAUGCAGCUACCUAAGAACACGAAUCAUUCCCAAAAUACAAACAAGCCUCUUUCCUUUGUACCUUAAGUAUGCGUACAAACUCAAUGAGAGGUGCUUUUGCUGGGAAAUCUCAUUAUAUUACGUUUAUUUUUUUAUUUUUUUAUGAUUUCCAGUUUUAUACAUUUCAAUAAUUUUACAAUCAUUUUAACAUUUCAAAACUCGAGUUCCUUCCCCCUCUUUCUUCAGUUCCUUAAAUUUAUUUUUUUAUAUUUUCUGCAUAUUCCAAAUUAACUUAUUUAUCUACUUCAAAUAUAUAUACGCUUAUAGAACUGCAGGUUAUUACAAUAGCCAUGCCAGUGUUCUUAUCUGUUUACAGUUUGUUUGUAAAUAUUCAAUAAACCAUUUCCAUUCUUUUAUGAAAAGUUUGUUGUCUUGAUUUCUUAUUUUUCCAGUAAGCGCCGCCAUUUCCGCAUAUUCCAUACGUUUUUGUAUCCAUUCUUCUUUCACUGGGACUACUACUUCUUUCCGUUUUUUGGCAAAUAACAUUCUUGCCACCGUAGUUGCAUACAUGAAUAAAUUUCUAUACAGUUUGGGUAGUUCUGUCCCUAUAAUUCCCAAAAAGAAGGCUUCUGGGGUUUUUACAAACGUUAUUUUAAACAUCUUUUUCAAUUCAUUACAUAUCAUUUCCGAGUAAGCUUUAACCUUACUACGAUAUUAAGUUUAAUUUGAGACAAACAAACUCUCAUCUCCUCAUCUACAGAAAGAAACCUUUGCCUUUUCUGUUCUUGAUGCUACACUAUAUUAUACUAUACUGAAAUGUUGAAUUUUUUUCUUUGCUUGCCCCUGAACCACACUCGCCAUUCUCUCCUGCCAAACCAAUGCGCCACACCCUUUAAGAACCACUGGUCUCAAUGGUAAACAGCAGUGAGGGUGGAAGAAAAAUGGCUGAUGGUGAAGCCAUCUGGUCCCAGUCCCAAGAUGGAAUAGGGAAGAAAUAGUAGACAUUCAAGUGAGGCUAUUCAAGUGCUAUGCAAGUAUUGGGUUUUGCCAAGGCUCGUCGGGAAAAAUAAUAUUUAAAAAUGACUGAUUUUGCCAUCUCCGGAAAUGGAAGAUGUGGCUGUUACGCAGAUUUGUCUCCAUCCUUAGGCAAGGGUUCCUUGGUAGAUGGAGAACAGGCCUUAAAGAAGAUAGGCAGUCCUUUAUAUUAGCAAAGGUGGACAUUUUAGGUGAUGCGCAAGGCAAAAACUCAGUAGAAGCCAAACUGACUAGCUUUACUUAGGAGUUGGAAGAAAUGCUUCCUCAUAGAAGAAAGUUUCACCAUUAGUAUAAAAUCCUCUUCCACUCACUUCAGAAUGGUUACAUUUCGUAUUCUUUGGUUAGCUCCUUAGCAGGGGUCCUCCCUCCUCUUUAUGCAGAAGGGGGUAGGGAAAGAGAGAGAUGGAAGUUGAUUCUGUGAUGCAGUUUAAAGGUGGGUCUUUGCUGGUUGCUAGUAGCAUAGAAAAUUAAUGAAUUGCAUUCUCAUUUAAGGCUUAAGCUGCUGCUGCCCUGGCUCGAGUCUCGAAUUCAUGAAGGCUGCGAAGAACCGGCAACACACAAUGCACUGGCUAAAAUCUAUAUUGACAGCAACAACAACCCAGAACGCUUUCUGCGGGAGAACCCCUUUUACGACAGCCGUGUUGUGGGCAAAUACUGUGAAAAGAGGGACCCCCACUUGGCAUGUGUUGCUUAUGAGAGGGGACAGUGUGACCUUGAACUCAUAAAGGUAUUUUAGUGUUGUCUUGCUGUAGCUUACCUAUAUUGUGCUCUCUCUUCUCCUCUGUCCCCACCCCCAAUUGUACCAUGUACAGUGGUGCCCCGCAAGACGAAUGCCUCGCAAGACGGAAAACUCGCUAGACGAAAGGGUUUUCCGUUUUUGAGCUGCUUCGCAAGACGAAUUUCCCUAUGGGCUUGCUUCGCAAGACGAAAAUGUCUUGCAAGUUUGUUUCCUUUUUCUUAACACCGUUAAUACAGUUGCAACUUGACUUCAAGGAGCAACUCAUAGAACGCAGUGUACAUAGUAGCCUUUUUUGAGGUUUUUAAAGACUUUGGUGAUUUUUGAAGCUUUUCCAAAACUUCUUUUGCAGCCAAGUUAAGCUUUUAAAACUUUUUUGGGGGGUUUUGGAUUUUGGGUUGGGGUGUUUGGAAUUCAAGGACUUGGUGUUGGGGAGGGGUUUGCAAGAAUCUGGAAGCUUGUGUGUCUUUUUCUGCAUUUUUAUGAUUUUCUGUGACCAUUGGGCCACUCUGCUGUUUUGUGUCAAAAAUUCUGGUGUUGUAUUUCUGUGUGCUGGGUGGCGGGGGGAAGAGGUGGGGAGGGGUUUGCAAGAAUCUGGAAGCUUGUGUGGUUUUUUCUGCAUUUUUAUGAUUUUCUGUGACCAUUGGGCCACUCUGCUGUUUUUUAAAAAAAUUCUGGAUUUGAAUUUCUGUGUGCUGGGUGGCUGGGGAACAGUUGGGGAGGGGUUUGCAGGAAUCUUGAAGCUUGUGUGUUUUUUCUGCAUUUUUGUGAUUUUCUGUGACCACUGGGCCACUCUGCUGUUUUUUUAAAAAAAUUCUGGAUUUGAAUUUCUGUGUGCUGGGUGACUGGGGGAACAGUUGGGGAGGGGUUUGCAACAGUUGGGGAGGUUGUUGUACCAAAUUUGGCUUUGUUUGGACUUUUUGACCAUAGGAACGCAUUAAUUGAUUUUCAAUGCAUUCCUAUGGGAAUUCGUGAUUCGCAAGACGAAAAAUUCGCUAGACGAAAAAACUCGCGGAACGAAUUAAUUUCGUCUUGCGAGGCACCACUGUAAGUGGAUUUGAUUAUAUCAUAUGCAUAUGGAAUUGCAGCGAAGAGUGGUUAAGAAAUCUGUCAAAUCUAAUUCUUAUUUUCUCAUAGUUAUGAACAUUCAAAGGUUGCCAUCUUCUGGUGCACAAGCCACGAUUGUGUAUGCAAAGCAGCAUUAGCUGGUGGCUUUCAAACUGUAUAUUUUGGGUAAUCUCAUUAUUCCUCAAUGAGAAGAUCAGCAAUAGUAGAUGAGCCACCUGUUAGUUCAGAUAUCUUCCCUUCCCCAGUCAGUUUUGAAACAAAUUUCCUGGAAGGCUUGUUUGCUCACCGCAGCCAGCCUUUCCAUAUGACAGGUGUGCAGAACCUUUUGUUCUCCAGAUGUUGCUAAAAUACAACACCCAUCAGCUACAAGCACAGCAAGUGGCAUGGGGUGAUGGGAGUUGUAGUUCAGCAAUAUCUGGAGGUCCAAAGGACACCUGCCCUAUGGCAGCAAGGAAACAUUAGGUGUAUUCUAAGGAAUGCACUCAGUUUGAAUGGUGAGAAGCUAAUAUAGACCUAUGUUAGCUUUCUCCAACCCAGUGCUCUGCAGGCCCAACCAAUGUAGCUGUUUUGGGGCUGAUGGGAGUUGUACUCCAAACAUCUGGAGGGCACCAGGUUGGGAAAGUGCCUUAUAUGAACAGUAUGUUUGUCCUUGAGUGGUACCCACAAUCUUCCGCAGUGCACAGUUGCUCCCUUGCAGAUAUGCAGAGGUUCCUUCGCAGGUAGUUCAGUGAAGCAUUAGAGAAUCCUUUCUCCAAAUUUAUAAAACUCUCUGGUGAAUGCAAACAGCUGCUUCAUGUGGUGCAUAAAAGGUACAGGCAACUUUCUCGCUACAAGACUGGGUUACAAAUACACAUUGUGUUUCUCUGAUGAACUGACCCUUUAACACAGAGCUUUCCAUGUUGGUGACACACUUUUUAGACAUGUUGGUGACACACUUUUUAGACACGCAUCAUUUCACGACACAGCAAUUCAGUUUUACUAGCAAACUGGAGGUUAAACUAACCCCUUUCCAGCCCCGGGAGGAGCGUUUGCAUGACACACCUUCACACUGCAGCCGACACACUAAUGUCGCGACAUACAGUUUGGAAAGCUCUGCAAGUUUAACAUAUAUUAGCAAGUGUGCACAGAUUUACUAAGGUAUGCAUACUUCAGGGAUAGAGCUAGUCUUGGUACUAGUUGUGUUACAGUGAGAGGGGGAAAGACUGGCAUCUACUGGAGUUCAUACCAUGGACACAUUAUAAGGCACUCUCCCUAUUACUGAAAUAAAUAUACAGUGGUACCUCGGGUUACAUUUAGCUCGGGAAACUUUUAAUGUUUAAUAGGUUAUUGUAUUUUAGUGUUUUGUUGGAAGCCGCCCAGAGUGGCUGGGGAAACCCAGCCAGAUGGGCGGGAUAUAAAUAAUAAAUUAUUAUUACAUACGCUUCAGGUUACAGACGCUUCAGGUUACAGACUCUGCUAACCCAGAAAUAGUACCUCGGGUUAAGAACUUUGCUUCAGGAUGAGAACAGAAAUCGUGCUCUGGGGGUGCAGUGGCAGCAGGAGGCCCCAUUAGCUAAAGUGGUGCUUCGGGUUAAGAACAGUUUCAGGUUAAGAAUGGACCUCCAGAACGAAUUAAGUACUUAACCCGAGGUACCACUGUAAUUCAAGAUAAGCUUUUAGUGAUAAAAUGGAAUGUGAUGAGGAAGUUGAGAUAAAGUUAUGGCUCACAGCUGAUUAGUUAAUGGGACACUGUCUCAAAAUAAAAUAUAACUUUUGUACUGACUACUAAACUGACAUUCUGUGGAUGCUUUUGCAGUAACAUUUGUUGGCAUUCAACUUAAAGCAGUUCCUUCAAGAUGGUUUAUUGAGUUGAACGAGAUGAAGUGUGUUGUUGAAAGGACACUCAACAUUUGCACUUCAUCCAGCUGCUUCCUUGUUCUGUCUUGCAAUCAGAUCUCUGGAGCCUCUCGAUCUGUGCUUGGUGAAUCUCUUCUCAGUAAAGGCUGUGUGUCCAUGGGUUUUCUGAAAAGGAAAGCCAGCUUCGAAAAGCAAGGUGCCACAGAAUUGGAAGCGUUGCAAAUUAAAUGGAAUUACAGCCUAAUUACGGCUUCCAGUGAAUCUGGAAAUAGCUGCCUAGAAAUAGCUGCUUUUAGUCCAAAUAUAUACUCCAUGCGUUUAUUGUCCUUUUCCUUUGUUUCUUUCAGGUCUGCAAUGAGAACUCCUUGUUCAAGAGCGAAGCUCGCUAUCUGGUGCGCAGGAAAGAUCCAGAACUGUGGGUAAACGUUCUGGAGGAAAACAAUCCAUUCAGGAGGCCGCUCAUUGAUCAGGUAUAGCAAGUAGACUGGAUUUGUACAAAAUAGGAAGAAUGUAGUGGUUGGUGACUGAGCAAGAAGAGAAACGUCAUCUGUUCUUCAGCAUUGUGCUCUGAAAAGGGUAGCAGUUGCCAAAGAUCUUAUGUAGUCCCUCAUUUCCCAUAGUUCUCCUCUAAAUGAGAUCAGCCUUGCCCCUCUAAUGCUCUAUGCCUGCCUACCUGCCCGUCUGUUUGCUCCAUAAGAGUAUCAUUUGUUUUCCCCUUGUUUCUCUGCCUAUUAUUUUUUCUCUUCAAACACCCGUAAACCCUUCCGUGCUGAACUCUUAUUUUCUGGUGGGGAAGGCUGCUUGUGAUUCUGUGUUAGAUACAUGCCAAGCAAGCCAAAUAGUUUGAUGCUUAUACUUCUUCCAGACCCAUCUAUUUCCUUCAUAAACUAAACUUUGUUCCUUGAAAGUUAAAUACACUCCUGCUUUCCUUUCCUAACUAACUAGCUUCCUAAAACUAAGCUGCUAGUAUGCUCUCUUCAUGCCACUAGCAGACAUUUUUGUUUUGUUUUUUUUAAACAUUCAGGUUGUCCAAACCGCAUUGUCAGAAACGCAGGAUCCAGAGGAGGUUUCUGUGACUGUCAAAGCUUUCAUGACAGCUGACUUGCCCAAUGAGCUCAUUGAGCUACUGGAAAAGAUUGUUUUGGAUAACUCUGUCUUCAGUGAGCACAGGUAGGAAAGGGAAGGCCCUCCCUCCCCACUACACUAAAUAUGCAUGGAAAUGACUGUUAUGUGCUAGGCUUCAUAGUGUAAGGUUUGCUCUAAAAUGGGUAUACUAUAUAUAUACACUAUAUACUGUAUAUAGCAGGCCUGAAGCUCAACAUCAAAAAAACGAAGAUCAUGGCCACUGGGCCCAUUACCUCCUGUCAAAUAGAAGGGGAAGAAAUGGAGGCAAUGAGAGAUUUUACUUUCUUGGGCUCCAUGAUCACUGCAGAUGGUGACAGCAGUCACGAAAUUAAAAGACGCCUGCUCCUUGGGAGAAAGGCGAUGGCAAACCUAGACAGCAUCUUAAAAGCAGAGACAUCACCUUGCCAACAAAGGUCCGUAUAGUUAAAGCCAUGGUUUUCCCAGUAGUGAUGUAUGGAAGUGAGAGCUGGACCAUAAAGAAGGCUGAUCGCCGAAGAAUUGAUGCUUUUGAAUUAUGGUGCUGGAGGAGACUCUUGAGAGUCCCAUGGACUGCAAGAAGAUCAAAUCUAUCCAUUCUGAAGGAAAUCAGCCCUGAGUACUCACUGGAAGGACAGAUCGUGAAGCUGAGGCUCCAAUACUUUGGACACCUCAUGAGAAGAGAAGACUCCCUGGAAAAGACCCUGAUGUUGAGAAAGAUUGAGGGCACAAGAAGAAGGGGAUGACAGAGGACGAGAUGGUUGGAGAGUGUUCUCGAAGCUACAAACAUGAGUCUGACCAAACUGCGGGAGGCAGUGGAAGACAGGAGUGCCUGGCGUGCUCUGGUCCAUGGGGUCACGAAGAGUCGGACAUGACUAAACGACUAAACAACAACAAAUAUAUAGCAGAAGUAGUAGACCAGCCACUGCAAGCCUAAUUGUCCGCCCCCCACAGCAAUUUCAGAUGGGACCCUUCCCAAUACAGUCAUACCUCGGGUUACAGACACUUCAGGUUGCGUUUUUUAGGGUUACAGACACACCAAAACCCGGAAGUACUGGAAUGGGUUACUUCCAGGUUUCGGUGGUUGCGCAUGCACAGAAGCGCUAAGUCACUUUGCGCAUGUGCAGAAGUUCUGAAUUGCAACCCACGCUUGCGCAGACGCUGCGCUGUGGGUUGCGAACGCUGCGGGUUGUGAACGUUCCUCCCGCACAGAUCACGUUCACAACCCAAGCGUUCACUGCAUUUAGCUGUGGCAACACAAUCAUUUUUUUUUAUUAUCUUGGCCAUUGCCCCAUCCUCCUUGUCCUUUGCUUCGAGAUGUUUCAUGAGGCUUUUCUUAUGAUUGAGAAUGGAACUUAGCUGUGUUGGUCUGCUUGGCGUUAUCAUUUGGAACUGCAAGGGAAGUCAGCUGUGUUGAGGGCUGUUGUCUCCGGGGCCCUGGAAUGGGAGACCCCAAAGACUUUUUCCAUUGGGGUCAAGCAGAAUGCAGCGCUGGAAAAGGCAUUUCCCCUCUUCUCCAGUGCACUUAGUGACAUAAGCCAGCUGGUAUAUGCACACUUAAUCUUCUGGCAUAACACAGCAAGAAGAGCGAGACAUCGUAGAUCUAAUCUACUAUUUAUUUACACACUAUGUACAGACAAAGGCAUAAUGGCAUCCAUUCUCUCCAGCUCCGAGAGAACAAACAAAAAUAAAAGCGAAAGUACAGUGUAAAAGUACCCGCAGUGGAAGAGAUAAGACUUCUUCCUUUCCCAGAGUUGUCCCAGACAGGCAUGUGAUUUACAACAAUCUCAUCUGCAGCAUCGGAGGAGUGAAAUUGCUAACAGUUUCCUUGUAGAUAGAGGCGGCAACAGUGGUGCAUAGUUUGCUGCAGAGACGUUUGGACUGUGAAUUAUAAUAGCAAUAAAUAAUGAGUGAAGAAAUUAUUAUUAUUAUUAUUAUUAUUAUUAUUAUUAUUAUAUGCUGCCCAUCUGACUGGUUUGCCCCAGCCACUCUUGGUGGCUUUCAGCAGAUUAAACCAUCAGACAGAGUAAAACAUCAGUCCUUAAAAACUUCCUUAAACAGGGCUGCCUUCAGGUGUUGUCUAACAGUCUGAUAGUUGUUUAUUUCCUUGACAUCUGAUGGGAGGGCGUUCCACAGGCCGGGCGCCACUACCAAGAAGGCCCUCUGCCUGGUUCCCCGUAGCCUCACUUCUCGCAGUGAGGGAACCACCAGAAGGCCCUUGGAGCUGGAUCUCAGUAUCCGGGCUGGGUGAUGGGGGCAGAGACACUCGUUCAGGUAUACAGGGCAUCCUGAAACAAUCAUCUUGUUUCAGUUGCUCAGCAAAUUUUUAUUGAGUAUCAGUUGUUUUGUGAAUCAGCAUGUGAAACUGAGUAUAUGGCAGCUUUUCAAAACAUGAGUUUGGUAUGUAUUUUAAAUUUAGGAGUCUAUCCUCUGUAGGCUUGGGAAGGUAGCACAGAUGAAUCAAGAGGGCUGCUUACAAUAAAUACAAUAAAUAAACCAAUUACUUAUUAAAGAGACAAAGAGCCAAUAAAAUAUUAAUGGAUUUGUUAAAUUAAAUAGUAAUGAAUUAUUACUGAGCUUUUGGCCCUCUGCCACACUCGCUUUCACACUUGGCCUCCCUGUACAAGGAGAAAUGUACCAGUGUGGCUCUUGUGAUGAAAAUGGCUAGCCACCCCAGUUAUAUAGUGUGACAGGCCACAACCCUGCUCAUGUUUCUAUUGCGUUGUGAAGUUGCAUUGACUUGAGCUGCUAGAAGCUAGUUUUGGUUUCAAGUUAAUUAAUGCUCACUUUUAAAACUGGUUACUGUUGCCCACACAUAGUUGUCUUUUAUUCCUGCGCCACUCCUAAAAUACUCUUACGCAAACUCUGCAGGGAAGCCUGCUAGUUGAAUCUACUUCUUGACUGUUUGAUUCUUUGCCCUUAAAAGGAAUCUUCAGAAUCUCCUAAUACUGACGGCCAUUAAAGCAGACCGAACACGCGUGAUGGAGUAUAUAAACCGCCUAGACAACUAUGAUGCCCCAGAUAUUGCAAAUAUUGCUAUUAGCAAUGAGCUGUACGAAGAAGCUUUUGCCAUCUUUCGGAAAUUUGAUGUGAAUACUUCUGCAAUUCAGGUGAGGCUCAGUACAGAUCAACAGCUAGUGCAUCUUGCAGAGACCUCCCUUGACCUAGAAAAUUAAAUAUUGUAAUGCUUAUGCAUGAAACGUCAGCAAAAUGUAGCACACUUGGAUGUUUAUAUCAGGCAUAGGCAAAGUCGGCCCUCCAGAUGUUUUGGGACUACAACUCCCAUCAUCCCUAACAGGACUAGUGGUCGGGGAUGAUAGGAAUUGUAGUCCCAAAACAGCUGGAGGGCCGAGUUUGCCUAUGCCUGGUUUCUAUACCUGAAGAGCAAGAAGGGAGUCUUAACUUCAAGGAUGAGUGACAGUGGCUGUUUCCUUGGUUGUAUUGGGUAGAUUUAUAUAAACCUGUUCAGUGAUGUCCAAGGCUUUGCCAGAAACUGUCAUCACCUACAUGAGCUGCUGAACUUUUUUUUUUCUUCCUCAAGAUGGCAAGCUUUCUAUUUGCCCGGUAAAUCCACUAGACAUAUACAAAUAUAUGCAGCACUGGAUGAAUGGGGAGAGGUUGUGCCCAUAUAAUGCAACAGUCUAUGGAACACUGCUUUAUACAGUGGUACCUCUGGAUACGAAUUUAAUUUGUUCCGGGGGUCCAUUCUUACCCUGAAACAUUUGCAUCCAGAGGCGCCUGUUCUGCGCAUGCGCGGGCGGCGGAAACCUUUCCGUUACUUCUGGGUUUGCCGUGUGCGUAGCCCGAAGCAUUCGUAUCCAGAGGUGUUCGUAACUAGAGGUACCACUGUAUAUAAAAUCUGAACCCUCGCUAUAUGAACACUGCUUCAUGUAUAAAUUGUCAGAUUCAGUGAUUUGUUUUAAAGGAUUAUGUUACUUUGUGCAUUUUAUUUGUUUACACAAGCCACAGGGUGGUUUUCAUCAGCAUAAAGGACAACGUAUAAACCAUCUAAAUAAACAAAAGAUUCUAGUGAUGUUCUAAGGUUGUUUGGGCUUUGUACCUUUUUCUAGACUUGAAUCAUUCUUCUUUUUCUUUUUCUUUCUCUCUCCCCCCACCCCCAACUCUCUGUGGUGCCCACUGGACAUUUAUUGGGACUUUCAUUUUGGUAACCUCUCCUAGGUGUUGAUAGAACACAUUGGCAACUUGGAUCGUGCUUAUGAAUUUGCCGAGAGAUGUAAUGAACCAGCAGUUUGGAGCCAGCUGGCCAGAGCACAGCUCCAAAAGGACUUGGUGAAGGAAGCCAUAGAUUCUUACAUAAAGGCUGAUGAUCCUUCUGCCUACAUGGAAGUUGUCCAGGCAGCCAACAGAAAUGGUAAGCUCAAAUGUUUCUUUUCACUUAGCAGGACGUGGUAAUUUUAAUCCUUGCUCGAUUAGCGGAAAUCCUUUGGGAAGACCAUCAUUUGACAAAGCUGGAUUAUAUAAAACAUCCCCAUGCCAGAUCUCUUCAGUAUGUACCUCUAAUUCUGAAAGGGUUGCAUGGUAAUAAAUAGAAAUGUGUUAAGUUUGUUUAAAAACACUGAUAAAAGGUACUUCAGAUAAAUGAAUUACUAGAAUAUCCAUCCUGUUUAGGAUCGGUAUUUCAGUACAGUAUACAUAAAAUCUCUUUGUACUGCUGAGAGGUGGAGCAUAUUGUUGCUUCUUUGCAAGUGUAGGGAACAAAAAAACAAAAACUAAACUAAAUUCAAGGGAACUAAUUUAUCUUUAUCCUCUUCUCUCCCCUUGCCUGCUUGUUAAGAUAACUGGGAGGAUCUGGUUAAAUUUUUACAAAUGGCUAGGAAAAAAGCAAGGGAAUCUUACGUCGAGACUGAACUUAUAUUUGCCUUGGCAAAAACUAAUAGGCUCUCGGAGCUAGAAGAGUUUGUCAGUGGCCCCAACAACGCUCACAUACAGCAGGUAUGUUUUCUACUUAAAUGCUAGCACUUCCAGCUAAACUAACUUCUGACCUGGAUUUUGUAAUACGCCAGCUCCAGCUUUUGUGCCCCAGCACUCCUUCACUGUCACAAACUCUUCCUCUUUAGGUUGGCGAUCGCUGUUAUGAGGAGGGCAUGUACGAUGCGGCCAAACUUCUCUACAACAAUGUGUCUAACUUUGCUCGCCUGGCAUCUACACUGGUUCAUCUUGGGGAGUACCAGGCAGCUGUUGAUAGUGGCCGCAAAGCCAACAGCACCAGGACGUGGAAGGAGGUAACUCGUUUUGUGCUGCAAGGGAAGGUAUUAAGACUAGCAGUUAAAGAUCUCGACACAACCUAAUGGCUGCUGUUUAAAAAAACCAACCACCCUAGUGCAAAAGGCAAUACCUUUUUUAGAGAAUCAAUUGCAUCUUCUGUUCUGAACGGCAGGACCAAAGGGAGGGCUUGUGGGAGUGGUUGGGUGCAGGGAUACCAAAGAAGGAUGCUAAGAACAUCAGAAUGGCCUGUUCUAGUGCUUUAUUAAAAAAGGUAUGGAUUUACAGCAAAGCAGCCUGCCAGUUCUCCAAGGCUUUGCAGAUACAGGGCGGACACCGCAGCAAGAAGAUGGCUUCUCCGCGCCCAAGCCAACAUGCAUACAAUCUUUAUACACAAAGCAGCAUAUGUCACUUUGUCUAGGACCUCCCAACACUUCACCUGCCCAGAUGAGGACAUAGGUGGCAAAUACCCAGGUCUUACAGAUAGCUCCCCUUUCUGGGCUCAGAGCCCAGCACCCCCGAGCCCAAGGAUAAGGAUAACAUCCAAGUGAGCCAAUUAGCUUAUAUCAAAGCACGUGAAUAAACAUAUAUGAGCUCAUUUCUGCAACCACUACCAAUUAAUCAUGGGGUUAUCUUGACUACCAAGAUGGUGCUAUCAAAGCUUCUGGAACAGUCCACAUGAGGGUCAACACAACCUUCAUACCUACUUUAUGGAAAAUAUUUCAGAUCAAUGUCCAUGUGGGGGACUGGCUCAAAUCCUGAUCUAAGGGAUAUAAGGUAUUUGGGCAAGUUGACUUGUAACACAGUUUGCUAACAGCAUUUUUUGUUUCCCACUUGCAGGUGUGCUUUGCGUGUGUGGAUGGAAAGGAGUUCCGGCUUGCGCAGAUUUGUGGCUUACACAUAGUAAUCCAUGCUGAUGAGCUUGAAGAGCUGAUCAGCUAUUAUCAGGUGGGAUUCCUUUAACUGUUUUGAAAGUGUAAAAUGCCCCUGGCUGCUUGUUUGCAGCAGUGCUAUUAUAGUAUUUAAAACCCGAUUCCCCACAAGCUUAAGACAGCUAACGCAAGCUAAAAGAUCCGUAGUAUUUAUGGCUUAAGUUAAUGUUAAUUGAUAUCCAGUAUGGACAGGGCUAAAGCCAGGUGUACAUCUCUAGAAAACUGCAGCUGGAGGAAUUAAUGUUAUGCCACAAGUUUUCUUUGCUUCAGUAGAAUAUUCUACACAUUCAUUAGGAGGCUAGAGAACCACUUCAAAUGGCUGUGCAGAUGCACCAAGGUGUGUCGUCAGUGUGUCAUAGUCUAAAUGUUGGGCCUUCUAGUUCCCAGCUGCUGCUUCAUACUAAAUGGCCCACAUACCUUAUCCUUCACUUAUGAACAAGCUACUACAAUGGUACCUCGGUUUUCGAACGUAAUCCGUUCUGGAAGACAGUUUGGCUUCCAAUACAUUUGAAAAGCAAGGCGCGAAGGGCCUUGCAGAGGUGACCUGCAAUUUCAGUGGAGAAAAUGGGGGGGGGGAACGCAGCGGAAGCCGUUCUACUUCCGAGGUGUGUUUGAAAAUGGAAGCAUUUCCUGCUUGGUUUUUGGCGUUUGAAAACCGAAACGUUCUGCUUCUGAGACACUUGAAAACCGAGGUACUACUGUACUACUGACUUUGAAUGUUGCCUAAAGGUGUUUAGAACAUCCUAUAUCUAAGUUAAACAGUCUCUUCUGCAAUCUUUUUUAAUACAUUCCGUCUUCAAGCAUUAUCACUGGUUUUAAAAUUGCAAGGCUUUUUCAUUUUUCUUUGCAAGUGAGAUAUAUGCUUCUUAAACAUGCUGUGGUUUUUAAUCCUAGGAUCGUGGAUACUUUGAAGAGCUGAUUGCCCUCUUAGAAGCUGCUCUGGGCCUUGAGCGUGCCCACAUGGGGAUGUUCACUGAACUUGCCAUCUUGUACUCUAAAUACAAACCUCAGAAGAUGAGAGAGCACCUGGAAUUGUUUUGGUCCAGAGUCAACAUUCCCAAGGUAUUUGACAGUAUACCUGCAAUUGAGUCAAUCAUGUAACACAAAUUAUUUAAAAGUUGUUUUUUUAAAAAUGCCUGCUUUCCUAGCAACAAAAAUACAUGUCAAUUCAAAUAAAAUAAAAACCAUAGUGGACACAGAAAAAAAGUGUCAUAGGACAAGGGUAAUAUCCAAAGACAUUCCAGAAGAAAGUUUUUACUGUGGAAAGCUGGGAGUGAGGUGGCCAGGUGAAUAUUGAGGGCGAGAGGAGUGGGCAGUUCCUGGGGGAAAUGGAGAAAAGAUCCUGACCUGUUUAGUUACCCACCUUCUGAUUUCCACAAGCAGGACAAUGCAGAACGUGGCACCCAGUGGUGGAAUACUGGGCAAGUUCAUGGGGAUAGCAGUAGUUCUUCAGCUAUCUUGGCCUCAGGCUAUUUAAGGCUUGUACUGUCAAAGAUUGCAUACUUUAAUUGGGCCCCGAAUUAAACAGAGCGAGUGGCCUGAAUUCUUGUCUUUUCAGUGGGCUCUACUUAAACUAUUGCUUUGGCUACUGCCUGAUUUGUACCUUACCUUUCCUCUCCCCACAAGGUGCUUCGGGCAGCAGAACAGGCCCAUCUUUGGGGAGAGCUGGUUUUCCUCUAUGACAAAUACGAAGAAUAUGACAACGCAAUAAUUACAAUGAUGAACCACCCUACCGAUGCAUGGAAGGAAGGGCAGUUCAAGGACAUAAUUGCAAAGGUAAGCAGCUGUAAUGGUAACAACUCCUCAGCUUGACCCCAAAACAUGUUGAGUUUCACACCGGUUCAGGUAUUCAGAUCUGUUGGUGUGUCUUGAAAACCCAGCGCGUGGCCAAGGGACUAUAAGACAUAGCCAAAUCUUCCUGUGGCAGGAACACCAUACAUCAUCCAGCUUCUUACUAAUACAUUCUGAUUUUCUAAAGUUGCUUCUCUGAGAAACAGGCCCUUAUGCACCCUCAUCCAAUCCAUUAUUGCCAGACACUGUUUUAGCACCAAAGCAGCUUCCUCACAUUUAGAUGGAAAGAAGAGGGAGAGAGUUGGGUAUCAUCUGCAUACUGGUGGCACUGAACCUCAAAGCACCAGGCAAGCUCUCCCAGCAGUUUCAUGUGGUUUUGACAACUAUUAACUCUUUAGUUAUAGGAGAGCCAGUGUGGUGUAGUGGUUAAGAGCGGUAGACUCGUAAUCUGGUGAACCGGGUUCGCGUCUCUGUUCCUCCACAUGCAGCUGCUGGGUGACCUUGGGCUAGUCACACUUCUUUGAAGUCUCUCAGCCCCACUCACCUCACAGAGUGUUUGUUGUGGGGGAGGAAGGGAAAGGAGAAUGUUUCUGCUUUGAGUCUCAUUCUGGUAGUGAUAAAGCGGGAUAUCAAAUCCAAACUCUUCUCUUCUUCUUUAUCCAGCCCAACAGGGCAUCAGACAUGCAUCACUUCUUAGGUACACUUAAGUUAGCAACUAUGAUUCCAUUUUCUAAGGAUGGCAGCAUGUUAAAGCUUGCAGAUUUCUUUCUUUAUUUGCUCUAACUUUUUAUACAGUACUGCCAUGCAGAGCUGUUAAAGACUCUUGAGCACCAAAUAAGAGGGUCAUAGUUAACUAAAUGCUGUUUGUUAAAUCACUCUCAGGGGCAGCCAAUUACCUCACAGCUUGAAUUUGUUCUCUAGGUGGCCAAUGUGGAGCUAUAUUACAAAGCGCUGCAGUUUUACUUGGAUUAUAAACCACUGCUGAUCAAUGAUCUCCUUCUGGUAUUAUCUCCAAGGCUGGAUCACACCAGGACGGUCAGCUUUUUCUCCAAGGUGAGUUAGAGGAGGCACAAAUUUAAAAUGGGCUAAAUUACAUACUUCUCUUGAAGACCUUUCCAUUUCAAAUUGUACCUUCAAGGCAAAAGGGGUUUCAUCUCUUAUCAUGCCAAGACAUGAUAAUAAUAAUAAUUUAUUAUUUAUGCCCCACCCAUCUGGCUCAGUUUCCUUAGACUAACUUUUCCCCCCGUUUCCAAAUCCUCCUGUUGCAUACAUAAAUUUGUAUAAAAUGACUUAAGGUAGAAAUGUGAAUGUAUGGGGGGAUGGGGAGGAAAUGGUGUUGGCUUUCGUACAUCUGUAUUGUAAAGUAAUAUGUGAAAACCAAUUAAAAAAAACCACAUAAAAAAAUAAAAAUAAAAUGACUUAAGGUCUUAAAUUGUGGAUAUACCAUUUGUUCCAAUAAGGUUUUGUUUUGGGAGAUGACUAGUUUCUAGGGUUUAAUGUGACUUAAAUUAGGUGGGCCCUGUUACCUUAGAGAUGUACUUUGUGGGAGGCCCUUCGGCAAGAACAACUCUUUGCCUAAACAAUUGCAUUGCCCCUAGGUUGAUCAACUGCCUCUAGUGAAACCUUACCUGCGCUCAGUCCAGAAUCAUAAUAAUAAAGGAGUCAAUGAAGCGCUGAACAAUCUUCUGACAGAGGAGGAAGACUACCAGGUGAGUUUGCCAGCGAUUAUGGCAUUUUUCUAUAGAAGCAUAAUUAUGGCAUGUAUGCAGAAUGACUACAUAAUUCAUUACUUUAAAAUGCUUAAUCUUUGUAUCAGCUCCAUAGAUUCCUCUUCAGCCAGCCCUUUGGUUGAUUAAUUAAUAUUCAAUGGCCUUUUAAAUGUGUUUGUGGGAGGGGGGGUUAUUAUUAAUUUUUGUUGUAACUAUUUUGUGCUUUUACCCUGUAUUUUUUAUCUCGUGAACUGCCCUGAGAUCUUCAGAAUGAAGGGCAGUAUAUAAAUUAAAUAAAUAAGCAAAUAAAUAAAUUAACACCCCCCCCAAUUUGCCCAGAAGGCCCUUUGGCUGAAAAAUGUUCCCCAUCACUGCAUUAAACAGAUCUGAGGUCAGUGGUUUUAAGUGCGUACAGAGUAGUUUCUGAUGUAAAUCUGUAGCCCGCUACUUAAAGCCCAUGGGAGAAUGUCCUUUGUGUUUUGCUGUGCUCAGAAGCUUCGACGAAAACUCUGUGAUACAGCACUGUAGGCUUAGCAUCGCUUGUAGCAAUUUAAAUCGCUCCUCCAUGUGCCUGACUAUAACUUUCUCCCCCUUCCAAUAGGGCUUGCGAGCAUCCAUUGAUGCCUACGACAACUUUGAUAACAUUACACUGGCUCAGCGUCUAGAGAAACAUGAGUUGAUUGAAUUCAGACGCAUUGCUGCUUACCUGUACAAAGGCAAUAACAGAUGGAAGCAGAGUGUUGAGCUCUGCAAGAAAGAUCGCUUAUAUAAGGUCUGUUUUCGUUUUGCGUUGUUAGUUCCUCCUGGUAUGUACAGUGGUACCUCGGGUUAAGUACUUAAUUCGUUCCAGAGGUUCGUUCUUAACCUGAAACUGUUCUUAACAUGAAGCACCACUUUAGCUAAUGGGGCCUCCUGCUGCUGCUGCUGCGCCGCCGGAGCAAGAUUUCUGUUCUUAUCCUGAAGCAAAGUUCUUAACCUGAAGCACUAUUUCUGGGUUAGCAGAGUCUGUAACCUGAAGCGUAUGUAACCUGAGGUACCACUGUACUGGGAGCACGCGGGAUGGAAUUUUAAACAAUUUUUUUUCGUAAAAGCCUGCAGAAGAUGAAGCAGUCCUACACCUGUUUUUGCGCUUAUGCAUCCUGCUCUAGUAUCAUGCAUGAGAAGUCUGAUGUAGUUACUUCAUGGCUCUAAAUAAGUUUCAUGGUGUUCUGUAGGAUGCUAUGCAGUAUGCCGCAGAAUCCAAAGAUGCUGAGCUGGCAGAGAAACUGCUUCAGUGGUUUCUGGAAGAAGACAAGAAAGAGUGUUUCGCAGCUUCUCUCUUCACGUGUUACGACCUGUUGCAUCCGGACGUGGUCCUUGAGCUGGCAUGGAGGCACAACAUUAUGGACUUUGCGAUGCCUUAUUUUAUCCAGGUGAUGAGGGAGUACCUGACCAAAGUAAGUGUGGCUUCUCUAGAAAGGCUUGUUGCCUUGAUCUCGAGUCCUGGGUGACAUGCUUCAAAUUUUGCCUCUAAAUGACCUGGCAAAACGUUUCAGUUAUUACCAAAUUGCUUUAAAUGUCAUAUUGCGAAUGGUGGGGUGGAGACUAGCAGGAAUCCUGAGAUCCAGCCUGAAAAAAUGAAGGGAACUAUAAAAAGGACCUAGCUCUUCGCAUACAUUUUCUGGAACUUGCCAACACCUAGUUAGUAGAUUUACUCUUUUUAUUAUUUUAUUUUUAGCCUCCCACUACAGAUGGCCAGACACGCUAGCCAAAACUUCUCCUGGCUGCUCCCAUUGCCGCUAAACCUUAAGAUUUAAGUUUUUUUCCGUGAAGAAGUUGAUCUCUGUUCUUUUUCACUUUUAAACAUUUGGACUACUUCACUUUUACUAGCUCAAUUGACUAAAACACUUUCUUUUAGAUGUUCUUCCCUACUUGGAAUACUACUUGGAAUUGUUUUGGAAACAAAUGUGCUCACACGCUGCUCUCCGUGAGCUGCAUGGAUCUGCUGUUUCCUUUUUAUUCUUUUGACUGCCUGUAAAAAAGGCAUCAGGGUGGGAUGCUGAAAGCUGGCUGGAUCUUAGAGAUCUGUAACUGACAGCCAUGUAUUUCAGGCCAAAGGGACUACUUACAUACUCAUCCUUUUUGUAAGCACCUGGAUAUUAAAAUAAUAAUAAUUUUCCGCUAGAAUAAAGCAAGAUCAAAAGAGCAGCAGCAAAAAUCUGGUUAUCCCUUUGCCCUUCCCCACAUCAGCCCAUUGUAGUUACUGAUACUUUCGUUAAUUCAGUGUGCAAGCCUAUUGAUGUAUGGCAAGUACAGUGUAGGUUUUGGAUUUGUGCAAGGCAACCCUUUUAAUAGGUCAUCUCUGAAACUGCAUUGCGGAUUAAGUAUUGUAAUGCUAAGUAAGCUUUCCGUGUAUAUAAACUUAUCACUUUUGUGUUAAGUAAGAUAUUGGCUUCCCAUAGGUUUAAAUGCUGAGUAUGCUUCUUUUCUGUGUGGGUCUCCUUUCCUAUUUCUCCCUGCAAACUCCCCUGCCCAUGUUUGUGUGAUCUUUGCUUUUUCUUGAAAUUGAUUUUCUGGCUUAUUGAUUUUAAGUAUUCCCCUCUGAAUUUUCUUGCAGGUUGAUGGUCUGUUUAAUAAGGUGACCGUUGCUCUGGUUUUACAUUGGCUUUUUAAAUUUGUGUCCCUAAAACAUAUCUAAGGCUAUUUGGGAGUCUUAACUGUAGCUUUUGCUGAAAAGCAGAAUAAUCUAGCUUUGGUCUAACUAAUACCAUAGUAAAUAUCUCUUCCACAGUAGCUUGGGAAAAAUCCAACCAGACCUAGCUUGCUGUGUGCCCACUAGCUGCAAAGUAGGUCAGAAUUCAGUUGUUUUAGGCACGGCAGCCAAAUUUUCAUCUUUAAGAUGCUUAUCUGCCUACAGUGCCUCCAAUUAUUUGGGAAAGUUUGCAUCUGAAAUGUCCAAAUCUAAUGUCCAAGGUAGUUGAGGCAUCCCAUGGUGGCCUAGCAAGGCCCUAACAAGCUAGUCUUGGGGGGGCCAAAGUGUGUAAAAUGAAGUUCUAAUAAUAAUAAUAAUAAUAAUCCCUUUUUUACACUUGGGAUAUAACUGGGUCUUAGAUCUGAUGAGCGCUACCAUCCUCUUGUCAAGCUGAACUCUGGUUGGAUUUUACAAGUGGCAAGUGUCUACUAAAUAAUUCAGUCUUCCAGAAAGAGCAUGCAUGAAAAGACUGCUUUUAAAAUAAGAACUAAUCUAGUACAUGGAGGUAGUAAUUAAUUGGAGAACGAAUUUCCCCAUUUUUAAUGUAAAUAAUUGUUUUAACUCCCCUCAUGUGUACCUAACAGCAAGAUGUGCAUCCCUGUACCAAAAUACAUGCCUCCUAUUAACAACCUUUUGAACACCCUUAAAAAAAGUAGGGAUAGAAACCGAUAUCCCAGGAGAUAACAAAGGUGGAUAUGCAAGAGGCUGUAGGUGGAAGAUGCAUCCCAGAUCUGACGGGGACUACCUCUUGGGUGUGGGGAGGAGGAGGAGGAGAGCUUAUGAUCAGAUUCCUGGGCCAGCAACCUUUAACAUCCAGUAGGAGUGCUGCAGCUUCUGCUGUGAAGGUAUUACUAUUCUGUUGACAGACCCAUCGUUGAUUGGUGAGUGGGUGGGCAGAUUCCACACUUGCAAGGCCAGAAUGAAGCCAUUAAUAGUAGCUUCCAAGAGGAAAGUUGCUGCAAAUGCAAAAACUAAGUACAGUGGUACCUCUGGUUAAGAACUUAAUUUGUUCUGGAGGUCCGUUCUUAACCUGAAACUGUUCUUAACCUGAAGCACCACUUUAGCUAAUUGGGCCUCCCGCUGCUGCCACGCCGCCGGAGCACGAUUUCUGUUCUCACCCUGAAGCAAAGUUCUUAACCUGGGGUACUAUUUCUGGGUUAGUGGAGUCUGUAACCUGAAGCGUAUGUAACCCGAGGUACCACUGUAGCAGCUAAGGAAACUGGACAUAUCCUAUUCAGUUUCAAGCCAGUAGGUAAACAGUGUCUGGCAGCUUUUAUGAGGCAAUCUUGAAUAUUUAGCUUAGUAAAAGUUAGUAUUGCUGUUGGGGUUAAACCCAGGAUAUAAAUUCCCCCUGCCUUUAGCUUGAAUAUUUUUAUAGUGUUUGAAUGUAACAGCAACCAAGAGAGCUUAAAUUUCUCCUCUUAAUGGGACCGAUUAUGUUAGCAAUAGUACUGGGGUUCCUUCCAGAGAAAAGUAUCCUUUUGGGGGGUGGGUGGGUAACUUCAUCCAAAAAUGGGAAAUCCAAGUGCACCAUUAAAACUUCUGCAAUACAACAAAAUUAAAAGGAAUGCUGCCCAAGUGUACAAGACAUGAAACGGCAAGAAUCCUAAGACAUUCUGGCCUUCACACAGUGGCAGGAACCUAUCGACUGGUAUUACAACCCUGCCUUUUACAUAGGAAUCACUUACAGAAGUUAACUGUAAUUGAAAAAUGUAACUGCAGCCUGGUCCCUGGAUAAGACAGAACUAGACUGAGUGAGGAGUUUAUGCUCACAUCCAAGAGAAUGCAACUGCUCUUCAGCUGUCUGGCUUAGCAAAAAGCAAACCCUCUUCCAGUCUUGGAAAUGCUUCCUCUUGAGUAAACUUCAAUAUUUAAGCUGCUCUAAGCAAUGAUGGUGACAUUACAGUGGUACAUUAAGGAGACAUGCUGACAUGACAGCUUGAACCUAAACAGACUCUUCUGGUAUGACUUUAAAUUUCCAGGAACUUGCCUUCCAAUCCAAAGCAAAGUGAAACCUCAUUGUAAUGGCAGCUGUUAAUGUUGCUUGCAAUGUAUUUGCAGAAACCCCACUAAUUGGCCUGGCAGCUCUGAAUGGACUUGCCGAUCAGAAGGUCGGUGGUUCAAAUCCCCGCGAUGGGGUGAGCUCCUGUUGCUCGGUCCCUGCUCCUGCCAACCUAGCAGUUCAAAAGCACGUCAAAGUGCAAGUAGAUAAAUAGGUACCACUCCUGCGUUUCCGUGUGCUGCUCUGGUUCUCCAGAAGCAGCUUAGUCAUGCUGGCCACAUGACCUGGAAGCUGUACGCUGGCUCCCUUGGCCAAUAAAGUGAGAUGAGAGCAGUAACCCCAGAGUCGGCCACGACUGGACCUAAUGGCCAGGGGUCCCUGCCACUGAAACUGUAUGUUGAUAGUAAAACCAGACCGCAAUAUCCGUAAAAUGCCCAUCAGAUUCUAUAGGUACGGAACAGUUUCUUCCAAUGAGUAGAGAUGUCCAGGUCCUCAUCUACACAACAUGGGGUGAGGACUUGCUUGUCACAUCUGGCCUUGCCUCUUGUUUGCAUAAGCCAAAGAAGCCUUUGAAGUAUCACGUUUCCCUUUGACCAGCUGGGAAGUCUGUUCAGAAUGCAGGCAAAGAAGGGGACCGUGCUGCUCUUUGCCCCCCCCCCUCCAAAAAAGAAAAAGUUGGUUUGGGGAAGAGGAGAAGCUUAACAAUGCAUUGAGUGUGCUGCCUACGUCUCUCUAUCUUUAUCCCUCCAUGUCUGAUGACUAGGUCACCCAGUGCUAGUGGUACAUUGUUGCCCCCAUCCCAGUAAAGCACAUUUUGGGGGAAAGCAGGAAUGAAUAAUAAAUAUAAUAAUAAAAUUUUACUUAUAUCCCGCCCUCCCCAGCUGAAGCCGGGCUCAGAGCGGCUAACAACAGUAAAAUAAUACAGCAUUCUAAAAUCAAUUCAUAAAAUCAGUUCAAAUCAAAUUAAUGGCAACCAUUGGGCUAGAGUUCUGUGAGGAUUACCAAAGGAGAGGGUCAGGCUGUGCCUUGGCCAAAGGCCUGGUGGAACAGCUCUGUCUUGCUGGCCCUGCAGAAAGAUGUCAAGUCCUGCAGGGCCCUAGUCUCUUGUGACAGAGCGUUCCACCAGAUCGGAGCCACAGCCGAAAAAGCCCUGGCUCUGGUUGAAGCCAGCCUAACCUCUCUGUGGCCUGGAACCUUCAAGAUGUUUUUGUUGGAAGACCGUAAGGUCCUCCGUGGGACAUACCAGGAGAGGCGGUCCUGUAGGUACGAGGGUCCUAGGCCAUAGCCAUUGACUUAUGGGUGGGAGGAAGUAACAACAUGCAGUCAGGAACACCAUUGGUGUGAGGAUUAAGCUUGCCUCUGGUGAACUUCAUGCCCAGCACGAGAAACACGUUUCACCUCCCUAUAGCUGUCCAGAUUUUUUAUUUUUUCAGUGCUCUGCCAAUUUGUCCUAAGGGACUAUUGAAGGGGCUCUUUGGGUUAGCUCUGGGUUCUGUUGCUUGAUGGAAUGUGGGAACUGGCUCUUGCAGGUAACGGAUGUUUCGAAAGGUGAAUCUAGUCCGAAGCUCCCUGCGACUUAAUUGUUCUGUGAACUUGACCAUGCAUUUUUGCUUGUGCCACAGGCCAUCCUAUUAAAGAGCUGAUCUCUGGCAGUUGAGCAAAUGCUGAAACUGGACUUAGUUCUGAAAGUAGAAAGUUGUGCUAGAUCCGCUGACACGUUGAGACAUAAAUAUUUUUAAAUGAAAGCUGGAACGGAGGAAACACUUUGGGGGGGGUCGCAGAACUCGGGCGCUAAGAAGUUCCUUCAUGAGAGUUUCCUUUCACUUUACAACUUAGGUGGAUAAACUUGAUGCUUCUGAAAGCCUAAGGAAAGAAGAGGAACAAGUAACUGAACCCACUCCAAUAGUAUUUGGUAGGUGAAGACUUGCUUUCUUUUUGUUAGGCCCUUAACUGAGAAGCGUUUCCAGAAAUCCCAAGUAUUUGUACUUAACAAACCCUCCGUGUGUUAAUGCUGAACUAGAAGAACUUGAGAUUUCUUCAUAGGAUCUAACUAAAAAUCUGUUGCUGCCAGUGACUGCCAUGUCGUCAUCACAAUGUAAUUCAAGAUAUCGGUGUUUCAGAAGAAAUCUAGUUUAUGUUAGGUUUUCUCUCGCUCUCCUGGAAGCAGCUAUGCAGCACAACUUGUUUACUGAAGUAAACUGACUUGAAGAGGGCUUAUUUCCUAGCAAUUCUCUCUAGGAUUGCAGCCUUUACAGAUUCUGGAUGCUUUUCAAAGAGGUUUAUUGGACACACGGACACGCGCGCACACACACACACACACACACACACACACUAUGAACCAGUGUUGGGAUAGAACAGCUAUGCUUUUAAAAUCAUUUCUCAUUUAUAUGAUCCACGAGUGGAGGCUGAACUAGGCAGAUCCUGCUCCUGAAAGCUUGGAAGAAAUUGCAUGGUUGUAGAAAAGUGUGCGGGUGUACAAACGAAGUCCCAUAGAUAUGGAAUAUUACACCACAUUUGGCUCUCGGCCUUUUUUUCCAGUAGAAAACACCCUCUCUAGUUAAAAUGUUUUGCCAUUUCAAGAAGUGUAGUGUUUCUAGAUAGGCAAGGGUAUUCUUGGUAUAUCUGAACUAUGGUAGGGGGAAACCUUCCCUUCUGUGGGUGGCAAGACUCUUUGAAAUUAAAUCUUCUGGAAAAACAGAAUCCCAUUAAGGGAGAAAAUGGUGCUUCUAUUCCAGAAAUGUGUAAAAAGUCUUUAUUUUGGCAAAAGGUAGACUUUAUUGACAAUUGCAUUCUAGGUCCCUCCAUUAAAGGAAGUUCAUGAUGACGAGGUCAGUUCUCUACUGGGAAUGGUUUUCAAUGGGAGUUCAGUUUUCCCAUGCAUGAGGCAUGCGUAGUUUUUUAGUAGAGUUUUAACAAAUGUGUGUCUGGUCUGUGGCAGAAUUAAUAAGCAUAGGCUGGGGAAAUACGACUAACAGAUCUAACUGCAACGUGUUUAAAACUCUUGGCUGUACAAAUGUAUAUCGUAUGGGGUUUUUGGUUUGAACUUUGAAAGAUUCUCUUAAUGUAGUUUUUUCAGGACCUAAUAGGUGCCAGACAAUUGAAACAAAAUCCUGUCUUAGUCACUACUUCACCGCAGGGAAGGAGCAGGGAGGCAUUUACUAUAAAAAAAACACAGAACCCCUGAGCUAUUUUUAUAUCAUAUGGGAGCUGUUCAUUCAAGGAUUUCUCAGGAAGUCUUGGCUGUUUCCCAGUCAUGAAAAGGGGGGCAGGCAGCUCAAACAUGCGGCUACACUGGAAUUUCGAGAACUGUCCCUUGUCCGUCUGCCCUUCUUUUAAAUCUGGAAGGGCCUUAGCUCAGCAGUAGAACCAUUGGGGGGCAUUCAACAAUGUAGACCUGUUGAAAUUACCGGCCCUAACAUAAGUCAUGUUCAUUACCGUAUUUUUCGCCCUAUAGGACACACUUUUUCCCCUUCAAAAAUGAAGGGGAAAUCUGUGUGCAUCCUAUGGGGCGAAUGCAGGCUUUCGCUGAAGCUUGGAGAGCGAGAGGGGUCGGUGCGCACUGACCCCUCUCGCUCUCCAGGCUUCAGGAAGACAUCCGCAGCAUAGGGAGCCCUGCAGGAGUUCCCGCAGGGCUCCCUAGGCUGCGGAUAGCAGCCUGCUUCCCAGAGCGCGGGGCGCGCUGGAAGCAGAGCGCCCGGCGCUUCGGGAAGACACCCGCAGCCUGCUUCCCGGGGUGCGCUGGAAGCAGAGCGCCCGACGCUUCGGGAAGACAUCCGCAGCCUGCUGCACGGAGCGCGGGGAGCGCUGAAGCAGAGCGUCCCGCGCUUCGGGCAGACAUCGGGCAGCCCCACAAGCUCGGGGGACAGCGGGGAGGCUGAGCUCCGCCAUCACGCUGUUUCCCGACCUGGUUUGGAUUCCUUUAUUUCCCCCCCCAAAAAACUAGGUGCGUCCUAUGGGCCGGUGCAUCCUAUGGGACGAAAAAUACGGUAACUGGGUCUCCUCUGAGUAAAACCCACCAAUUACAUUUGUUACCUCUCCCAAGGAGAUUCCCGUCCUCCCCAUUCUGAUCCUUGCAAAGUAAAUCGGAGGCAGAGGUUUUCUCAGGUCGCUCAGUUUCAUGGCUGGGGGGGGGGGAGGAUUCGAACCUGCAUCUUCCACAAUCAUAGUCCGGGAUCCGAGCAAUUGCACCGCGCUGCCUCUCAACACCACACAGGAGAAACCCCAGGUUCAGUCCUUUUGACUUUGCCAGCUUAGGAGUCAGUUCUGGAGAAAGACUCCUCACCUGAGACCUUGGAGCUACUUCCAGUUAGAUUAGGACAGUAUUUACAGUGUUUUUUUUUUAAAUCCUGUAAACCACGCUGUGAUCUGCUGGUGAAGGUCAGUAUGUAAAUUUAAUAAAUAUUUAUAUAUAUACAGAGAAAUAAAGAUGGGCAAAUAGUCUAACAUAGUAUAAGGCAGCUUUGUGUGACGUUAGAGCUGGAAAUGUACCUUUUGCUUUUUCUGUUUCAAUCCUUUUAAAAAACAGACAAACACACCCCUGCAUUUUGAACUGGGAUUUGUUGGGUUCUGUGGGUUGGGGUAUGCAAAAGGCCUUACCUUCCAAGUGACUUAAACGGACCCCCCCCCUCUUGUCUUUCUUCCAGGCCAGCAGCUGAUGCUAACGGCAGGCCCAAACACAGUACCUCCACAGGCAAACUUCCCCUAUGGCUACACGGCGCCAGGAUUCACCCAGCCACCAGUUUACGGUUUCAAUAUGUAACUCGCGCUGCGAGACCUUUAACCGUCUCGGAUCAUCAUUUUCCCGUCCCUCUUUUUUUUUUUUUUACUUUUUCUCCAAGAAGGCACAGAUGACUCCCUGCGUUGGCUUGAAUGCCCUUUUCAGCCCCCCCCUACCCCCCCCUUGGUUCAGAGACACCCAAAGGACACUGUGUUAUUUAUUGCUAUGUCCUGUUACAUUUCAACCUCAAAAGGCAGCUCUCCCCCCUCUCCUUUUAUCUUGUUUUCUGUUAGCGACAUUUCAAGGCUCUGUCUGAAGCGGAGGCAACACUCCAACUAAAACCAACAACCCAGCAAUAACUUCUGGGGGCUAGGAGGAUUUCUGGUGGUGGUUUUGGGCGUUUUAGUGCUGCUUUUUCCCUCUCUCUCCUUCCAGGGUCCUCUCUCUAGCCACGUGCAUGCCGGGGCGUCCUCUGGCACCAAGCUGUUAACGUGUUAAAAAGUACUGUAACAGAUGAAGCCGAACCUUCCAACUGGUGGGAUAUAUGAAAAUUGUAUGUAACACACACCUUCUCCCCAUUUGUUUGUAGCGCUGUGCAAAAAAAAAAAAGGAACUAAAAAGUGUAUUUGGGGGCGACAGGGGGGAGAGGUGACACAGUUUACAGAAUGUUGCAAAAAAAAAAAAAGCAUCUAUGCCUUCUGGAUUUUUUUGUGUUUUUCUUUUCUUUUUUUUAAAAAAAAACCUUCCUUGGAGAAUAAAUUGGAUCAUAUCUCAGAGCAGACACUCCCCAUAUUUUUUGUUCCUGUAGUAAGUAAUAGCAUGAUACUCAUUGGCAUCAAAUGGUACACAUUUUCAACAACAUAACUUGGCUAUGUGACUUUUUUUUCUUGACAAGCAAAUGUCAAAGAGUGUGUUGCCUGGGCAGCCAUAAGUAUUGUAAAUGUGUGCGGCAGAGAGGACCGUGUUGGUAAGAAACAUAGCUGUCAACUUUCCCCUUUUUUAAAGAGAAAUUCCCUUAUUCCGAAUAGGAUUUCUCGCAAGAAAAGGGAAAAGUUGACAGCUAUGGUAAGAAAUGAGUUUGGAGUCCCCGGGAAGUAGGGGUGCACCUCCUUGCGUGACUUCAAGUCUCACCUUGAAAGCAAGUCUUCUGCUAUGCUGGCUGUAUUUGACCUGAAACUCUAAAGCAGGCGUAGGCUGCUCCUAUCAUCCCUAACCACACCAUGCUGGCUGAGAUGAGCUGGAGAGUCCACAGCAUCUGGAGGACUCCAAGUUCCCAAUUCCUGCUGUAAAACCCUCCGGGCGUUCGGAGAUACCUUUCUGAGCCGGCAACAGCUCCAAUUCCCAUCCACCCCACCCCUCUUCUGGCUCUGUGCAGGAAUUCUGUGAGAUCAGAUGGUCUGCCCACCAAAUGCACUCUCGCUUUUCUUCUUCUUCCCAAUAGAGAAUGCCAACAGGGAUGUUACUACUUUGUGCCACUCUUCAGAGACAUAUAUCAUUAACAUUUUAUGUACUUAAAACUAGAUAAUGUAUAAUUUAUGGCUAUGACUCUUGUGCUAAUCAUGGAUAUUAUGAAAAUCCAAUUAUAAACAUAAAUCAAACCAG
Messenger RNA from Podarcis lilfordi (Lilford's wall lizard), 61879 nucleotides. The record is from the annotation of a GenBank genome assembly. NCBI's taxonomy places the organism in Eukaryota, Metazoa, Chordata, Lepidosauria, Squamata, Lacertidae.